GGCAACAAUGCUCACUUGUCAUAUGAAAGCCUCUCCUCAGUUUUCUGUUCCACAUGAGCAAUGAUCAGCUGUCAAUAUAAAGAAUACAUGAGAGGCCUAAGAGAUGAUCUAGUCCUCGCAUGUGGAAAUCCAUCAUCAAUGCAAAGAGAAGUAGGUAUUGGUGCUGCGAUCCACAGUUCCCUACCCCCAUAAUGGCUGAGCUUGAAGAAAUGUGCCUUCUGCAUGGUUUGUGACAGCAAACCAGGAUCUAAAAGUGAUUUUCAGAUCCUGGCCGAUUUUCUCUAACUAGAGUUUAAACAAACCGUAGUUCCCCAAGUUCAGUUGUCACAGGGAACUGUAAUUAGCUUAGUUUAAAAAUUGGGCGCAAAAACAUUCUAUCUCUUCUGAAGUGGAAAAGAGGAAGGGAACAGGGAGCAGACAGUCUCAAGGCCAACUGUGGCUUGUGCAUCUUUAUGAACUUGGUCUAUAAGUAAAAGGUUUAGAGGCUUUUUAAAAGAAAAAGCUGAAAAUGCAGGGAAGGCUUCCCCCUGUAAUGAUAGCCUUAGAGAUCUUGGGAAGCUGGUAGCCAGUGCUCUUCUCUUAGUCAUGAAAAGAGUGCAGAUUAUUUGACUGUAUUAGGCCAGCCUUGUAUUUGUUUCUGAUGGAUUUUACCCAGUUUUCCAGUUGCGAAUUUCUAAGCAGGAAAAGAUAAGUCUCUCAAAUGCUAGGAUUGUGAGCUGAUGUUGUUAAUGUCCUUGUUUUAAAAUUGUGAAUUUUGAUGAAAGAAGUGGUAAUUGCAAAUCAUGGGUUCUUCAGAAUGCUCUUAGUUUUUUAUAAAACAUUUCUCAUAUUCUCUUUUUCUUGUAUGGGUAAGCAAAUUCAAAGGUCACUAGCAGGUAUAUUUUUCUAUAGUAGUAAUUUUGAACAUAUUUACAUGGAAUGUAAGUCCCAUUAAAUUUGUCAGUGGGACUUUCUGCUGUGUAAACAUGCAAAGGAUUGGCGUUAAGAAUGGUAAUAGAGCUUAGGUUCUAGAAAAAGAAACUAAUUCAUAAAAUCAAGUAUACCUGCAGUUGCUCCAGAUUUUGAUUCAGAGUGGUUUUCCUUCUUUCUCAAUACACAGAAUGGAAAAGAAAAGAAUUAUUUUAGAAAGCAUUUUAAGUCACCACUACCAUCCAAACAUUGUCGUAAUUUGUACUUCACACUUUGAUUGGUUGAAAAUGUAAGACUGUUCUUCCUUUGUGACAUCACAACAUUGAUAUCAUAGGGCAAACGGGCAUCAGCUCAGGCUAUGUGAACUGGGUCAAACAUGUAUUAGGUUUGUCUUAAUCACCUUAAAUUUCAUGGUGUAUGCCCCAGGAGUAAAUAUGUUUCUUGCAUGAUUAAACUGUUAGCCAAACUCCAAAGGACAGGGUGAAGUCAUGAUCCAGGUUCAUUGUUCAGAUGGAGGAGUUGUUAUGCUUUCAGGUAAGUCAGCAAUAAAGGUGUCUUGCCCCCAUUUCAGAGCAUUGGAUUAUUGGUUGGCAGUGGAUGAUUGGAGUCUAAUAAAAGGAGAGGUAUCUGUUAUGGGGAAAGGUGAACAGCAGCAGAAUUUAUGGGGGGGGGGGGAAUUAUACAGGCAUUUUGUACUGAACAUUCUCUGCCGGAUAUUUUUUGACUGAAACUCUUUCCUUAGUCUUCUGCUUUGAUACUCUCCGCUACAAAUUAUCAUCUGUCCUUAGGUAGGAUGUUAUUUAAGUGAGGGUCACAUAUCAAAGGAAAAGUGCAGUCAUGUUGGCAAUAAACUUGAGUUCAAACCAUUGGAACUGUAGGCAAACAAGUCUUGCCACAUUUGCCUAGGCCAAUGAGAAUCAACCAUAGGUGCCUCAACUAAAAUUUGAAAUCGUUUAACAAAUGGAAGACUCAAAGAUGCCUUUUGCCCAACAGCUGCCUUAGCAAGCAUUUCAUAAACUACACUACCUGCUACUGUUAUUAACAAUGUGUGUACAGCUCAGUUAUCAGCGGAUGAUCAAAAUAGCAGAGCACAUUCAAGCUCUAUGCAUGUUUUAUAAAUACCAGGAAGUAAACUUGGGGACGGGGAGGGGGGGAGUGCAGAUUAUCUUGCUUGCUCCUCCCUCUUCAUCAUCAUUUUAGUGACCUUGUGGAAUGAUUUUUCAUUAUACAAGCAUAUAUUGCACACACUGGAUUUCAAACUACCAACUGUGGAUUCUGAACUGGGCCCUUGGUCCGGUCCAGGGUUAUGAUUCAUCAUGAUCAAAUAAUGUGAGUCUAUUUUAAAAUCUGAGUAGCGGGGUUUCCCUGCUCAUCCCAUGUUCACAAAAGGGCAGAGAAAGAUACUAUGAUAUUAUGGUUGUUGAUUGCCUGAAAAAGAUUCCAAAAUUAUCCAGAACUCACGUUACCUUGGAAAGCUUUCUACAUCCUUGCCUAAGACAGAGAAAACCAGAUAACCUUUUUUUAUUUGCUAGUUUGAAUUUGUUUUUUUAAUUAGCAUUAGCUAUUGCUAAUAAUGAAUUCAUUUGUGUCUUAAUAUUGCAUGGCAAUUCAAACUGAAUAUGUUAAGGGUGAGUUUGAAAUUACCAUUAAGGGUCUUUUUCUUUCUGUGUACCUAAUAGCUGCUGGUGGUGAAACAAACCAAGGUCCUGGGGUGUUUAAGCAAGCAAAGGAAAAACUUUCAGUGAGUAGACUUGUUUUCUUUUUUAUUCAUGUUUUCACAUUCAUUUUUGUAUUCCAGAUGGUUUUAUGGUCAUAUCUGAAAGACAGGUGAAAAUCUUUUAGGAACCAUUUGCCAGUUUUAAGACAGUUGAUUUUCAGAAUUACUCAUAUAUUAUUAAAACUUCCUAAUUGGUACACACUAUAGAAUGGAGAUUGGCAACAUAUUAAGCUACUAAACUAUGUAUUUAAUUUUCGAUUCACUUAAUAUGGUACAACCACAAUAACCUCAAUUGCACUAUUCUUUACCAAUUGACUUCCAUCUACCAGUGCGGAGGAGACCAAUUUACUUUCCCCCUAAAUGGAAGUACUUGCAUUUAAAUCUGAUUUAAAGGGCAACCUGAACUACGGUAUGUCUGCUUAAAAGUAAGCCACAUUGAAUUCAAUUGGACUUACUCCCAGGUAAGUGGGCUAGCACUGCAUUCCCAGUUUCAGUUACUUUGACCCAGAAAUCAGUUUGCCAGGGUCAUUAUAUGAGAGCAAUCCCAUACCAGCUUUACACUGAGCUGAAGAUACACCACCACGUUCACUGCUCAACCUGGGAGGAAAGUGGGAAAACACAUAAGUAGAAAAUUCAGAAGCAGCAGGAAACACUGAUGAAGGACAAGAUCCCAUGUCCCACUCAAACACAGAGGGAUCCUUUAAUUCACUAAGAUGGGGGACAUUCCCUGCAUCACCAUACACACAUCCCACAGAUCAAUGUCACAGCACUCCAUUUCCUUCAGCCCCAGCAGCAGAGUCAGCAACAGCCCCAUCACUGUGUGUCCCCGGGUAUCCGUACAGACGGGUUCAAACUUCUCAUGGGCUCAAUACAUGGAAAGGGGAGGAAAGGAGAAAGCACACAGUGCAGCUACCACAUAGCUUCCUGCUCAAGGGUUCUUCAGAAAGCAUGCACAGCUCUCCUGGGAGAGUGGUGCAAGUCGCACCCAGAAGCAGCCGACAGAUCAGCCUUUCUCAGCCUGUGGGUCCCCAGAUGUUGCUGAACUCACAUCACCCCUAGCUAGCAAGGCCAGAGCUCAGGGAUGCUUUGAGUUGUAGUCCAACAACAUCUGGGGACCCACAGGUUGAGAACCGCUGCAAUAGAUCAAGAUGCACACUGAAGCAGCAACCACCUCCAGUGGCUCGCUCCAUAGGGCAUGCAUGAGACUGGGAAGCAAGAGACAGGUAUUUGAAGCCCACUAGAGGAAAGGGGAAGAUAUGUCCUCACUCAGUCUUUACAUUCAUGUAGGGGAAAUGCCAUGUUGGUGGCAGAAGAGAGGGUGCCCCCAAGACUGCAAGCACCACCGAGCAGUUCUUUUCAGCAAUCAGAAACAGCACAUGACAUUUGCCCUAGCUUCAAGUCCCAGUCAUAGACACUAGGAGCAGAGCAAUUGUCAAAGGAGCUUAUGCUUUAUAUACUGGAGAUCUCUGGUUCAGAUCCAGAGAGGUGUAUCCCCAUGUCACAUACCCUGUCAUCUGAAUUGUGGUCAUCUUAAAUGAAGGAUAUCCUGUGCUAACUUACACAAUAUCCUGUGCUCUAUCACGGUGACAUGGCUGAGGCAUGGGGACAGCCAUUUAUGCAGGGGCUGCUCAUUUUUUAAAAGCUUAUUCUUGUCCUGGUAAAAUCAAGGUCUGGGGCUGCCACGUCAGGGCUGGUGUAAAUUUACACCAUUGGGGCAUGGCUGUGUAUCAAAGGAAUGCAGGAUACAGCAUAAAUGUGCUCCCUUCAGUGUGCCAUCCAUAUUCCACCAACAGCUCUGCCCCGUUUUGGCAGUAUCAGGGGAGUUCCACUGGUGUAUCUUUCAUGGCAGCAGCGUAUUGUGCUCUCAGUUCCUACAUCCCUAAAGAACAGAAUAUUCUCAGUGCCUAGGUGAAAUAACAGAGGCAGCAUUCGAGCUUCCAAGCAUGUAAACCAGUAUACCAUGCUAACAUGCAUGCUAGAACUACUGACCUAGUUGUAUACAAGUGCAGACCUCCUGAGUCACAAGGGCAAGUGCAUGGACAACCCUGCAUGAUACACUUUCCUGUCCAUCUGUUUGUAUGGAUGGGAAUGCAGGUACCCAUUCACCAAUUGGAGCUAUUGUCACACAUCCUUGAUCCUUGGAUCAAGUCUCAUGAGUUCAGUAGAACUGCGAGUUUGCGUCCACAUCCCUUUCACAAGGUGAUUGUUUUCAGUGGAAAGAAUCGUGUGGUUGCCUAGUCACAGUGCGGUGCAUCAGCAACCUAUCCUCCUCAAAUGCCUGCGUGGCCAGGGACCAAGUGGACUUUAUCCAAGGUCUUAGUGCAGCAACCUUAACAGGCAGAGUGGCCACUUGGCUACUGGUUGCCAACCCUCAUUAUUUCCUCCCUCAUCACCUCUCCCACCACCCCAUGAAGAGGCAUUUCAGGUAGCAAAGCUUGAAAUGGGGCAGGUUUGAAGGAGAGAGAAGGAAAAAUGAAGAAAGACUCAUUCCCCUCUCUCUACUUAUACCUCUCAACUGUUUAAAAACUCUGGCCACAGCGUGAAAGGAGAGAAGGAGGAACUGUAGAUAUAUGGAAUACACUACACAUUUUUGGCUACUUUCUAAGAAACCAGCACACAUUGUGAUUCCUACCUCAUCCUGUCUACAGCCUUCCACCUCCCCUGUCCUUUUUUUCUCCCCUGUUGUAAUAGCAUGUUCAUAGGCAGCAGGGAGGAAAAGAGAAAGGAACAAUGAGAGGAAAAAUCAUGAGGGGAGAGAAAGUAGUAUUUGGCUGUGAGGGAAUCAAUGCAAAAGAGUGGAUGGGGUUUGCUUGUGGGGGGUUGAGCUGGGUGGCAGUUCAUCCAUUUAUUCAGCUGACAGCCAUAGAGUGAGAGAGAACUGUAAUUCAAAGUACACCAUUCUAACAGGGAGCUAUUUCAUUGCUGUUUUGCAAAUAGGUACUCCUGUAAAAAAAGGACAUCAUAGCUUCUUUCGCUAGUGUGCCGUACAGACAGUUGUCGCCCCACCCCCUUCACAUGUUUAUCUCUCUGCACAAUGAAAAUCAACUGGAAAAUGGGAUGUAGGCUGCUGAUUAACAAGUACCUAUAUAUGUUGUUUUAAAGUUUCUGAACUCCAUUAAGAAUCAAUAUUGUUAAAUGCUUAGAGCCAGAGCCAGAUUUGUGAUAAAUUGAUGACUCAAUGGAGCAAUGUUAAUGAAAGUUCUCGCUUGUGUCAUUUUGCUGAAUUGUUAAAAGAAAAUAUACACUUUGCACAUUGUCCAAAAAUAGAGGUGUUAGCUAACAUUAGUCACACUCAGAAUGUAUCCAUUGAAAUCAACUGACUUAAGUUUAUUGAUUUUAAUGGGUUUACUCUGAGCAUGAGUUACUUGGAUAUCACCUGUAGUUGUCACCCCUUCUAUUUUGAGGUGCGCGAGUAUCUCAGUAGUAAUAUAUAUAUAUAAUUCCCCUGAGUCCCCAAAGUUUUAUUUAAAAAACCUGAUAUUUCUGGCCCAUUUUUAGCAUAAACUUUUAUUUUGUCUGAGGAAAAAUCUUGGGGAACAACCACUGCAAAAAGAUUUCCCUUUUUCUAAGUACAUUCUCAAAUAAAUGAGGGGUGUCUUUAUAUAUAUAUAUAUAUAUAUAUAUAUAUAUAUAUAUAUAUAUAUACACACACACUAAACAAAACAAAUGGUGCGUUCAGAUUGCCAAAAGCUGAACUCCUCCACCCUUUCAUCUUAUGCUGCCACUGCAGGCAUUUUUCUCCUGGCCUGACAUGAGGUGAGCUGGACUGGAGAGGAAGGUGGCCUAAAUCAGCCACCUAAGAUGACAGAAGUGACAACAUUCAGACCGUCCUACAUGCUCCUUUAGUUAGAAAAAUUAGGCCCACCUCACCAUCUCUCCCUUGCGUGUAAAUAGGAUAGACCUGUGAAUAAAGAAACAUGGCUGCUCUGCCCCCUUUAAAGGUUUGGUCCUGUGUGUGUGUGUGUGUGUGUGUGUGUGUGUGUGUGUUUAACUAAACUUUGGACACCUUAUUUAAAGGUCACAACUUUCUAGAACAUAUUAAAUUAUGCUCAUGUUCAGUCAUGUUGAAACAAAUUGUUUGGCUUUUGUACCACAGAGACUGCCAAGGUACCAAUUAACAAUGCAUAAUUAACAUAUAAUUAAUGUACAGAAUUGCUGCCAAAAGUUGUGGUGCCUUACAUGGCUCUAAAGGGGGACAAAGUCUCUUUGCCUUAAAUUGCUCCGAAAGGGGAUCAAGUCGUGGAGGGCAGGCCCCAUCCUUCACUCUUAGCUGUGAAGGCUUAACAAAGCCUCUUCUUCCUAAUAAUAAUAAUAAUAAUUUAUUAUUUGUACCCCGCCCAUCUGGCUGGGUUUCCCCAGCCACUCUGGGCGGCUUCCACAAAGACCAAAAAUACACUAAGAUGUCACACAUUAAAAACUUCCCCGAACAGGUCAGAAAACAUCAUAAGGCUUUCUAUAGAAUCAUAGAGUUGGAAGGUUCAACUAGUCCAACCCAUUGCAAUGCAGGAAUCUCAGCUAAAACAUCCCUGACAGAUGACCAUCCAACCUCUGCUUAAAAACCUCCAAGGAAGGAGAGUCCACAACCUUCUGAGGGAGUCCGUUCCACUGUCAAACAGUUAUUGCCUUCAGAAGGUUCUUCCUUAUGUUUAGUUGGAAUCUCCUUUCUUGUAACUUAAAUCCAUUGGUUUGAGUCUUACCCUCCAGAGCAGGAGAAAACAAGCUGGCUCCAUCUUUUUAAAAAUUAGUAUGAUUUAAAAAUUCAAAAAAUGUAUUGAUUAUUUAAUAUUUCAAAAGCUACCUGCAAAAUUUCAUAUUGGGAUCUCAAUGGGAUCAGAUUUUUAAAAAAUUUACAUACAUGACUGCAUAGACAUCUCUUCUUCUGUGGAUGGCUGGGUGGAAAUGAGCCGGACCUGCGUUCUGCAUUUGCAGCAAUGAGGAAAUGAGCUGUACCUGCAUUUUUCAUUUGCAAAAACACAGCAUGUUUAAAGUGGUGUCUAUAUAUAGAUAUAGAUACAUAAAACUGAAAUGGGAUUCUACUUGAUGACUCUGGUGGUGGAUAACAGUUUUGCUGGUGUUGUAUCUUUAAGACUUUGUCUUUAGUGUUUGUCAUUUCAUCUGUAGAUGUGUAUACAUUUUCAGUUUUUGCAUUUACAUUCCCAAAUUCUGUCAUCGUCAUUGUCCAAUAUCUUCAGAUUUCUACCAACAGAAGUGUUCUGUCAUUGACAUAAAGAAAAUAAUACCUAGUAGGAAUUUUGACGGGAAAAUCGAAAAGUUUUAAAAAAUUAAUCAGCAUUUCAUCCGCGGCAAGGGAGUUCUUUCAAAUUUUAUCAGCUUUUAUUUAGUAGGCCUAAAGCAUAAUUGAGUUAAACUAGAAAAUAUGAAAUUUAAUCCAUUUUGGCACUAAAAAGAAGAAACACUUCAUUUAUUUACACUUUUACAUAUUAAAAAUCAGUGUCCACUCCCAAAGUGGUUUGUAUGUUAGGUUGUCACUUCUUGUCCAUAUUUAAAAAACAAACACACACACACAUGUAUUUCUGAUGCAGCUUCUAGCAAUUUGGGCAUCCUGAAGAUAACAAUAACUUGAAACUAAAUGUUACAAUCAUUAGUAAUAAAGUUUUUUAUCAGCCUGGGCCUGGAGGAAGACUGUGGCCCAGUAGGUGGAGCAUUUGCUUUGAAUGCCCAACUUCAGCCUUUGGUACAGACUCUUCUUACAUACCCUCCAACAUUCCUCAGAUGAAAAUAGGGACAGUUCUCACUCUCCCCCAAGUGACCCUCCUUGACUCCCCAUAUCAAGACUCCUUGCACUCUGCUCUGCUUCCUUUUUCUUCCUGCCCUGGGCAGCCCUGCCCUCUGCCUGCCCCCCCAGAGCCGGCAUGUCACCUGAGGCUGGGCCUUGGCGGCUGCAGCCUCUUCUCCUCCUCACCUGCUUUUCAGGAGGGGCCACGGGAUGCUUCCUCUCUGCCACCACCAUCACCAUUGCUCAGAUUAAGCGCUGGCUCAUGCUCUAGCAGGGAAAAUAGGGACAUUCUGAGAUCAAAUCAGAAGCUUGGGUGGCUUUUGUAAUUCCAGGACUGUCCCUGGAAAAUCAGGACACUUGGAGAUCUCUCAGAUAGCGGAGCUGAGAUAAUCCCAUCCUAAGCCAUGGAAAGCCACUGCCCGGCAAAGUGGACAGCCUUAGAUGAACCAGUGGCCUGACCAUAUCUUAUGCUUAUGAACAACAGUAAAAGAUCAUGUUUGAAAUCUGAAAAAUAUUCCCAAUCUCUUUAUUCACAUUACUUUUUUAAAAAAGCAAUAAAACAGCCUCAUUUAUACAUGUGUACCUUAGGAUAUGCACACAUGGUGAUUUUUUAAAAAGAAGUUUUGUUUUGCAGUUUGUUUUCCAUAUUGCAUGCAUUUUCUGUUUACACCAUUGUCCAUGUUCACGUUGUGUUCCUUCUGUUUGUUUUCUCAUGACUAGACUUCUUCUUUGUCAAAGAUUCCUGCCUCAAAGGUUAGAGCAAAGUCAUUGCUUCCUCCAAGACCCAGCUCAGCUUGCUCAUUAAGUUCUACUAAAAAAGCUUUGCUUGAUGCAGACAAUUAUUUUGCCAGGCCCUCUUCCGCAGGCCCAAGAGACUGCUUGCCAUAUUCAAAAACAGAUGCUCAGGUAAGGCAGCAGAGUAAAUGUAGUCAGUGAUAGCAAAGAAAGGGCCAGAGGUGGAUUCUGAUCUGUUUGCUUACACUCUCUUCCCCUUGCCCUUCUCCUGAACACAAAUAGUUCACACUGACAAAAGAGCUGUAGAGCAGGAGUGAACAAACUUCCCCCUGUUGAAUUCAAGAAAAAACACUGUCAGAUAUUGCCUUUCUUAUUACAGGACCCAUAAUUAGCUCCUAUCCUGAACUGGAAUGCUUCCCUUCCCAGGGUUUGAUUAAAACCCUAGGAAUCCAUCCAUUAUAAAUCCAAUUUAGGCUGGAGAAACAUUAUACUUUUCAGUGCUGGAGGUAGUGUGUUCAGUUAUUAUUGCCUCGGGUAAGCAAGUUUUGCAAACUUUAAAACAUUUUAAAACAUUUUUUCUCAAAAACAUGCAAGCACCAUUUGAUUAAGGGCAACUGUUGCCAAAGAAAUGCAUGCACGCAAAAAGGCAGUGAUGUGUCUGUCAUACCACUUUAACCACUCUUAAAAACUGUUAGUUGGUUCAAACCAAAGUUCACAAACCUAAUAAGCUUUUUGCCAUAAGACUACAAUAGGAUGAGGCCUAAAUAUUACAGGUGGGGGUGUCCUUUUGACUUUUCGCUGCAGACUUGAGACUGAUACUAGUGUAGUCAUAGCCAAACUAAAAUCAGCUAUGCUCCCCUACCCCAGCCUGCCAAAUUACUUAGUUUUCCCUGUAUCAUCUCACUUUGGUAUGCUGUAAGCAAAGUUAAAUCCAUGUUAGAUCCCCUCUGGAGGUAAUAAUCUCACCUCUAGGUGCAUGGGGGCUGAAAAUUAAUCUGUCUAGGCUUGAUCUGAUCUUCCUUACCUUGACAUAGUUUGAAGCUCUUGCUGGGGAGAAACUGCUGGAAAAUUAAAUGUCAUCACAACAACUGCAUUUUACCCGUUUUUUAAAAAAUUAAAAGUAAAAAAACCCAAUUUCUAUUGUUUCUCCUAGGACGGUGUAACCAAGAGUCCAGAAAAGCGUUCCUCUUUACCAAGACCUUCCUCUAUUCUACCCACCCGGAGGGGCCUGUCAGGAGACAGAGAACGAGAUGAAAAUUCUUUCUCCCUGAACAGCACCAUCUCUUCAUCAAUGCGACGGACCACCAGUAGGUUUCUGUACCCUCUAACUCCCCCUCCACAUUUUCUUUAGCCUGCAGGUGCACUUUGUGUAAAUCUCUUGAGGUCUCUGUGCAUAUCAAAAUGAUACAGUAUAAUACACCCUUUUAUACUAUUUACAAAUUACAACAGAAAAAAUGUAUGCUGGUCGCCAGAGUUUUGUACAUACAAUUUACACACUCUCAUAUCCCCCUCUACUCUUACCCCGAAGCUCUUGCUCAGCAUCCUGGUUUCCCUAACACACAACAUUUCUCCUGAACGUUCUCUCCACUCAUUUACACCAACACCCCAGAAUGCCCCUUAGCUUAAUACUGAACCACCUAUAACCUAUCCACCAUCCCAUCCCUUCCAUCAUGUCAGGGACUGGCAAGACGCUGGCGAGUGUGCACCGGGAAAACGGGGGCUGGAGUCUGACUUGGGAUUGGAAGGCAGUGGCUUGUGAGGACCUGUACCAGUCAGAAGGCAAGAAUCAGAGGCAGGGGAUGCUUCAGCACUGGAGGGUAGAGCACAGGAUGGGUUGGGAGAAGAGGAGGAAGAGGCAGGUCAGGCAAGUGAAGGACCGGUGCUUCACCCUCUCCUGCACCACUGUGUCCCAGAACCAGAAGCAGAUUGAAAGGGGGUGAGCAGAGGAAGUUUCCACGCAGGCGUAGUCUCCAUCUGCAUGUGUGCAUUCCGUCAGGGAAAGCUACAUAAACUGUUGGAGGGGGGGAGACCCCUGUUGCUGCAACUGCUCCAUAGUGUAUGGACCUGGAAAUAGAUGCUAGAUUGGUUUUCUGUAUUGCUGUGAGAAUAAAGUGAGUUAUUACUAAAUAAAGUGAUUAUUUAGUAGUGAAGAGUGGGGAAACAUCCUUUAUUUUCAACCAAGUUUUAGUCAGAGUAGACCCAUAGAAAUGAAUGGCUAUGACUAACAAAUUAAUUUCAGUGACUCUACUCUGAGAAGAAGUUAGGUUCUUAUUUAUAUUCCUUUGAGGAUAUUAAGUUAACCUUGUAAGGAGUUUAAGAUCUACUUAGGCCACAUUCUUGUUGAAUUCGCAAGAAUAGAGAGAUAGAGAGGUAGAUAGUCUUUAAAAAUAUAUUAAUAUAUUAUUUAGUUAUUUCAUAAAAUUUAUACACCACUUAAUUGUAAAAAACCUCAAAGCGGUUUACAAAAAAAGAUAAAACCAUAAAAUCAAGAAAAAAAUAUAACCACACUUUAAAACAUAGAAGUGUUAAAAUACUAAAAUACUAAAACAGGUUAAAAUCACCUCAACUAUGGGCUUAUCCACACAACCUCUGCUUUAUGCAGGGGAAAUCUGAAGGUUUCCGCCCCAGAUUGUUGUUUAUGUAUCACUAAAGAGCAGGUUUUCCCUGGGGAAGGAGCGGGACAAGGAGAAAACCACUUGGAUAAGUAGAAGCAUGGGUGAGCCCUUUCUAAUAACCUGGGUGGGCUUGUCUGUGCAAUAAUGUUUUGAAUAGGUCUCAAAAUAGUACAGUGAAGGCGUCUGCUUGAUCUCAAUAGGCAGGGAGUUCCAAAUUGCAGGUGCUGCUGCACUAAAUGAUCGAGGUCUUACAGGUGCUGAACAAGUACUAUGUGGCACCUGUAGUCGUGCAAAUUCCAUUGAUCAAAGUGGUUGAGUAGGCACAUGUGAGGUAAGGUGAUCUCAAACUUAAUCCAUUCCGGAAGUCCGUUCCAAAACCAAAGCACUCCAAAACCAAGGCAAGCUUUCCCAUAGAAAAUAAUGCAAAAUGGAUUAAUCUGUUUUAAAAACAACCCCUAAAACAGCAAUUUUACAUGAAUUUUACUAUCUAACAAGACCAUUAAUCCAUAAAAUGAAAGCAGUAAACAAUGUACUGCAGUCACAUAACACUGGGCAACGAUUUUUUACUUUUUGAAUGUUGUCUAGAUUUCUACAACUGCUUUAGGGUAUUUUUGCACUGCUGAAUCAGGAAAUGGCAUCCAUUUCUCUCCAUCAGGUCAGGUUUUCUGUAAACUGAAUGGUGGGCAUUGAUAAAGGUAAGUACGCGUAAAUUGCAUGUUGCUUCACCAUUUUUCAAACUUCAGGGCUUGAACUUGAGUUUCUUGGAACUCCUGGAAUGCUCAGCAGCACGGAGGUCUCUCUUCAGAGUCCAACAGUAGUCAGCCAUCAUGACCCAGCGACCCUGAUACCUGGUCUCCAUCUCUUUCAUGUCCUGAUGGAAUCUCUCCCCCUGCUCGUCACUCAUUGAACCCAGGUUCUCAGGAAACCGGUCCAUAUGUGAAAAUAGGUAGUGCAUCUUGACGCUCAUGUUGCAGCCCAGGUUUCUGAAAGCAGUCAGCAUGUUGUUGACAAGUUCUGUGUAGUUUCUGGCCUUAUUGUUGCCAAGAAAGUUCUUCACUACCAGAACAAAGGCCUUCCACGCUUCCAGUUCCACUUCGUUCAUUGAGUUUCCGAACUCUGGAUCUCUGAUGAGCUGACGGAUCUGAGGACCGUCAAAGAUGCCAGCUUUCAACUUCUCCAUGGUCAAUCCUGGAAAAGCAUGGCACAAGUAAAUGAAGCAGUCACCAUCCUUGUCCAGAGCCUUGGUGAACUGCUUGAUUAAGCCGAGCUUGAUGUGCAGCGGUGGGAAGAGUAUUCUGUCUCUGUCCACCAGAGGGUAGUUGAUGACGUUCCUUUCUUUGCAAGGCACCAAUUCCUCCCGCACAGGCCAGUCCUUCUUCGUGUAAUGCUGAGCACGGUCCCUACUAUCCCACAUGCACAGAAAAGAUGGGUACUUGGUGAAGCCAGACUGUUGUCCCAACAAAAAGUUCACCAUCUUCAGGUCAACACAAAUAAACCACUUAUGCUGAUCAUAACCAAUUUUCUCCAGCACAUACUUCACCACUUCAUAGUUCUCCUUCAGUGUACUCGAGUGAGCCAGGGGUAUAGAGGCAAACUGGUUGCCGUUGUGUAGCAGAACACAUUUCAGUGAUCGCUUGCUGCUGUCAAUGAACAGUCUCCAAUCUUUGGGUUUGUACUGUGGCACUCCAAGCUUGAGCAGAAGCUGCGCAAUAUCUGCAAAGUACACCAAGUCCUUCUCUUCCGAGAAAAAACGGAGGUACUCUUGAUGCCUGUUGCGCAAGAAGCUGAUGCGAGCACUGUCAGAGAGGAGGUUUAUUCCCUUCAAUCUGGAUGCCAACAGUUCGGCAAAGUCCUUUGACAAGCUGAGGUUGCGAACUAGAUCAUUCAACUCCUUUUGGGAAAAUGGAUGUGGAGCAUCAUCUUCAAGAACCACUUCUUCUUCUUCAUGUCCUUCAACACUGGAGGCAUCGUCGUCACUAAUGUCAGGAAGUUCUCCGAAGAUAGGCACUGGAAUUUCAUCACAAUGAGCUACAGGACGACGUGCUGAUUGAAGAUCAGGAUACUUCGUGGGGCCGCUGCCCCAUUAACUUAGUUUUGAUCCUCCAACUUUAUGCUUUGCUGGACCAAUUUAUGGAAGAUUUCGAGGUUUUAUGACUUCAAACUGAUCCCUUUUUGACGUAAUCACCCAGAACUAUCGGACCUGAAUACUUCUUGUCAUUAAAAUAAACAUUUCCAAUCAAAACAAUUAUUUGACAAGGCAUUUUACCCCCACCAACUUCUUCUAAAAUGCUCCACACAAGCGUACAUGUGAACAAAAACGUAAAAAAGACAUGUGGCCAUAGCUCAAAAACUUGACCUGAUUGAGCAAAACCAAUGUGAUUUUUGGAUUCAGCACAUCAGAUUCAUCCUAAAUCAGCUGAAAAAACGCAGACAACAAAUUUGUUGUUGACCAGUGUAAUCAAUCAGCAGCUGAACUGGGUUCCAUACAAUCACAAAAACAAAACAAAAAAGAGCCGCAAAAACAAAAACACAGAAAAUAGCGAAAACAGACAGAUCUCAGCUUAACACUCAAAACGGAAGUGUGGCACUCAAAACGGAAUUGUAACAGUCAAAGAGAGCACGUUCAGCUUCCGAGAAAAGUUUGCAAACCUGAAGACUUACUUCCAGGUUUGCGGUCUUUCGGUUCCAAGUUGCUUUAGUACCAAGGCGUUUGAGAACCAAGGUACCACUGUAUCUGUAUGAUAUUAAAUAAUAAUACAAAAAAUGAGGGAAUUCAGUAGAAUUUACCGGCCAGAAUAUACAAAUACAACUAAAUCACUAAAACAGUAUCAGUACAAAUGACACAAACAUUCAAAACCCAUAGAUGAAAUGAAGGGAGGCAGGCAGGCAGGCAGGUAAAGCAAGCUAGGAAAAAUGGGCAAGCAGGGGUGAUGCAGUCCCACACAGGAUGGUACCAUAUGUCUGCAAAAUGUUCAGGUCAGCAGUAAUACGUGUACUCUUUUAUAAUAGAUUUCUCCGUAAGCCUGUGAUCUACGAACCAUGCAAUAAUUAUUUUAGUAUCUCUAACCUUGUUAGUUUUAAAUUACCUUCUUUGAACAUUAACUGAUUUGAAUAUCAUAGUGCUCUCAUUUAGCAAGUUAUUGCUCAUUCUCACGUUUCUUUAUGGUCUUCAGAAACACGGCAGAGUGAAUAAUCUGCAAGGUGCCCUCAUGAAAUAUAAGAUAGAUGUCCUCUGCUCCAUGAAAAUAUCAGCAACAUGGUUUAAUUUUUCCCCAAUACAGGAUCAGAGCCUAUUCGAAGCCGGACAGGAAAGAGUGGCACAUCAACCCCAACUACACCGGGUUCCACCGCCAUAACUCCUGGGACACCACCUAGCUAUUCCUCCCGUACCCCGGGCACUCCUGGGACCCCCAGCUACCCCAGAACCCCCCAUACACCAGGUACUCCCAAAUCUGGUAUUCUGGUGUCCACUGAGAAGAAAGUUGCCAUCAUACGCACACCUCCAAAAUCUCCAGCUACCCCGAAGCAACUACGGCUCAUUAACCAGCCUCUCCCUGAUCUCAAGAAUGUCAGGUCCAAAAUUGGGUCAACAGAGAACAUCAGAUAUCAGCCUAAAGGGGGACAGGUAAGGCUUCUGUUCCAAUAACAGCCAAUGUUUCAGGCAUUAUCACUGGAAGCAGAAUGCAGGGUCUCAUAGAGAGGAGUAAAGGCCUGGAGUGGAGAAGGUAGAUACAAAUGUGGAUCUCUUCCUUCAAAUCUCCUUACCAAGAGGGAUGGAAACUUGUCAGUUCUGGGGUUUUAACAAAGCCAUUUUAGGUUAGGGCUUUUUUGGAGAGGGGGGUAUGUUUUUAUCAAAGGUACUACUGCUGCUUUUUGUGGACUGAACAAACAUAUUUUCAAAACAACUAUAAUUUUAUCUUUUUUAUAUCAUUGAAGUGCUUCUGAAUGAAAAAAUGCCUGUUAUAUAUAUUUGUUACAUGCCAUCAGAAUAUUUUUGUAUUAAGGCAAGGGCCAGAUAAGAGGAGCAGCUACCUGGUGUAUUUACAAAACAGAGCCUUAGAAAGCCCAGGCAAGGAAAGCAAAUAAAUGUUCAAUAAUAUAAUAUUAUUUUAAUUAAAUGUGGAUAGGUCAGUUCCUUCAAAUACUACAGUUGUAAAGUGCACCCCAAUAAUUCAGACUCCAAUCCUAAACAUACUUACUUAUUAGUGAGUAAGGUCCACUGCAAACUGUGGGAACUCUCAAGUAAAAAUGAUUAGGAUUGCUCAAUAGGUAAAUUGCAUUCUUUAUUAGAUCAAACUUUUAUGUUUUAGUAUUUUGUGUUUUGCAUUGAAGGAAAGGUGACAGAAUGGGCAGGAUUAGCCAGGAUCCAUUCCAGAUCACUGUGCUUCUCCAUGAAACUUGCAUGUGGUUCUAUAUGGUAGCAAUAUCUGUUUAUCUAUUUGUAAAAUGUGUCAUGAUCCCUGCAUCUGGCCCCUCAUACUACACUGUGUAAGGUACAAAAAAGGGAAUGGAGGUACAAUCUGACCCUUCCCAGAGUGAGGCUAUAAUCCUCCAAGUCUGAGGAAAGUGGGAAAGCUGAGUCCUGAGUAGUAUCCACGUCUGCUCCGCAGCGUACAAAUCAGUGACUACAAGAUCGACAAAGGCCUUUUAAGUCAGCAUAGGCACUUCCACAAGGAAGCAGAGCCAACUUGGCUCUUGCUAGCCUACAUGAGGCCACAGCUCUCUACAGAUGUAGCAUGAUCAAUAGCUCAGGCUCCUGACAGCUUUGGGUAGACUUUGCCUGGACUUGCCUGCUUCAAAGGGGUUCUGCUUGUUACUACCACUGUGUGAGCCUCAUGGAACAGGAAUAGUGGGAUGUUCAUGUGUGGGGAUUCUAAACACCUAAAUGUGGAGGGCUGGAAAGUAGAUUCUUCCAAUAAUAGAGACCUUGUAUUCUUGUAGAAAAAGUGGCAGGAGGGUGGAACAAGCCUCCAAAAUUGCCCUGGGUGUGGGAUGUCUAUCCUUCCCUCAUACUGCCAAGAAACAACCCCAGCAACGAAGGAGCGUGCAUAGUGCUUGAAUGUGCAGGGGAAGGCCAAAGAGAAAUGUGUGAGGAUAUGAUGAUUCUGAGAGAGUUUUCCCUAUGUCUAAAAGCUCUGGCAUCAUGACAACUGGCUCCCCCAAGUAUUCUCACCAAUUAAGCAUUAAAGAGCAGGUUUUACAGGGGAAAGUGGUGCAGCAAAGGCAAAACCACUCAGCCCCAUGCUUUCUAGGCCUGGGACAAAUAGAAAGUAGACAUGCCCUAAGUCUCCUCUCACCAUUAGCAGGGUGCCUAUGACACCAUAGCCUAGUUCUCACUGAGGUCCUCUAUACAUGGUUGAGUACAGAGUGCAUCAUCCACGUUGGCAUUGAGUAACUACAGGUUAGAGGGGAAGCCUUCAAAGCCACACCAUUUUAUUUCCGGGAAGACUUGAACCUCUGUCAUCUCUUUUCUAGAAAGUAAGUCCAACCCAGAAGGAUGUAGUAGCAAUAACCUCAGUUUUACUUCUCCUAUAUCAUUUCUGGCUGGGGCUCUUGUAGCUGUUGGAAUGAACUGCUUUCUACAGUCUGCUUUAUGCAAGUCAGUUUAUGGAAACAAAUAGAAGGCAGCUGGAGUUUCAUAACCUGAGCUUAAAUUGCCAUGCUGAGUGUAAUAACUCCAGGAGGAGGAAGGAGCGGAAAACCCUGAACAUAAGCAAGUAUGACAGGAAAAUUACUGAAAGGGUAUAGAUAUCCGGCCCUAAAGUGUCAUUUGGAGAUAGAUUUUCUCCUUUUACCGGAGGCAUCUGUUAACCUAGUAGCUGAGAGUCCAUCCUUGGCUUGCAGCUGUCCUGGGGAGCAGAGUCGCACUGUGACAGCACCAUGCUCUGGAGGUGCUUACACAGAGAGCAGCAGGAGGUGUCUGAAUGUUAAAUAAAUCAAAGUAGAAAUACAGAGUUGUAAAGGUCUCAUUAGAAACUCAUCAGCUAACAAAUCCAUUUAAAAUCAUGUCUUUACCCACCCAACCACUUCUGCCACAUUUUUUUAACAAGCGGAAGAUACCACCUGAAGAUGAGAUUUCAAACUUUAUGAUAAUGAUCCUCUCUAACAGAACUUGAUGGGAGCAUUUUUCACAUUGUGCUUUGUGACAAAACAGGCAGAUGUACUUAGGUAUAGUGGCAUAUAAAUCCGUAACAGUAGGUUGCUUUAAGUUCCCUUUAUCCCCUGGACAGGGAAUCCUGCUUACAUUGGCUGGCUGUAACUCACAUAGUGGAAAAGAGAGAGACAAUUUCUAAGCUGCCACUGUUACAUAGUAGGAAAUAUCUCCUUGCUCAGAGCCAGACUAUAUUACCAUCCAAAUCACAUGGUUUACCUCUUGCUGGAUUGUGCAUCACUUGAGAGUGUGAGUUGAGGAUUGCCUGUUUGAAUGGUCCCCAGCAUUAAAAUCCCAUGCCCUAGGACAGUUGGCAUUGCCCUCGUCACUCUGACAUCCUAGCUAUCUUCAUGCAGAUAAUGUUGUAUUCAAAAACCAAUCAGACCCUACUCCAGUAUUCUGCAGUCGUACACCUCAGCAAAAGGCGCACUAUGUGAUUCAGCUGAGCAUGACUAUUGCGACUUUGUACAUAGCAAGUAAAAUUGGACAGGAGAGACCAAAGAGAAUCUUACACUUUCCCUCGUCUCCUUGGGGAAUCGUACCUCACACGGUGGCAUUGCAGCCAAGCUUACAAUUUGUGCCUCCAUAAGUUUUUCAUUGGUAUUAUAUGGGGCUAAAAGCCAAGGAGGCUGUACAUCUUGUGAUCUUAAACAGGAGAGAAUUGCCUGUUUUCCUUCUUAAGGGGUUGCUGGGUAAAAAUAUUCAAUUCUUGGCAAAAUUUUAAGGCUGCUUGCUCUUGGGCAUGUCUGAUAGGUUUCAGAAGUAGUUUAGCAUGCUAUCCGUCAGGAACAGAAAACACUGCAGGGAAGGGCAUUCAGAAGCAACCUGGCGGCAUGAAUGAUUUGCAAGAUGUCCCAAGGAAUGUAAUUGGGAAUUUUUGCAACGUGUGCCAAGCCUUAUUUUAUCUUUAUUUCCCUCCCACCCCUCCUUGUUAUGGAAAUGAAGAGAUGUGUCUCAAUGCACUACUAAUUCCAAAGAAGAAAAUGUAUCCCAUCAGUGGAAUAUGCUUAUUUUCAUUGAGAGAUCUGUGAGCUAAACAAAACCUCUAGAGAUAACAAAUCCCACUAUGGGGAUCUGUUAUGAGGAUUGCCCUUCAUAUGUUAACAGGACAGUAGCAGAAACUGUGCUGUACAAGCUUGUGUGGCGAAAAGAACACUUUCCCUAUUAUAAAAGAUAUCGCCUAUCUCUCCAUCUGGUAGUGCAAAUGACACCAGUAGUGCCUGCCAAUCUGCAAACGUUUUCAUAUUAGUACAGAGAAUUGGCUACAAGGCAGCUGACACUGCCAAAGAUGAUGCUAACAAUACCAGGUCUUCCUCAGACCCAGAUUCUCAUAUUAAUCACAGCAACAACACAUAUCCACAAGUUUUCAGAAGUGGCCAAAAAUGUGUUCAAAGGAUUGCCAAUGUGAGAAUGAACCCUGGAUUUUUAAGAAUCAAGACGUGCAGUUACUGCUGAAAACAGCAACUGUGCAUUUAGCUGCACCGUCUUCCUCUAUAACAAUGGCUUGUGGAACUUAGCUGUACCCUGACAUCACAGUGCUUUGUGUUUCCCACUCCUCAGCAGCAGCCAAUGAUGUGCAGUGGAGUUUGGGAAAGACAGAAUAUCAUGUAGGGAGAUGGUUGCUGAUGUCAUCUUAGCAUAACAUCUAGUUGGCCUUUUAGCAUGAUGUUUCCUUUGGCUUGGGAUAUGUGAGGGACUUAUUUGGUACAAGUGAUACACUCAGUUGCCAUUGAUGUCCCUCAAGCAAGAGAUUAGAAUAUAUGGAUUUGUAUCAGUCUAUGGUUCGUGUAGCCUGGCUUUGGUUCUCUAGGGUGUUCAGUUCAGUUCGAAGGCCAGGACAAAAUCCUCCAGAGUGUCAGGCAGAGGCCUUUCACAUCACCUGCUCCCUGAUCCUUUGAAUGGCAGAUGUUGAAGACUGAACAUAGAAUCUUGUAGUACCUUAACCUUUGAAGCCACCCUACUCUCCCUGAGCAACUUUCAGUUUACAGCUGGAGUGGAAUGGAAAUGGACCUGUCAUUUGAAAUGAACAAUAAUAAUACUUAGCAGUUAUUGGGCACAUAUCAGCGCCCAAAGCAUUUCACAAAGAGCCAUGGUGGUGUCGUUGUUAAUAGUGCUGGGAGACCCAAGUUCAAAGCCCUCAGGAAGCUACAAAACUCACUAGUUGACCUUGGGCCAGGCACAUUUUCACAGCCUAAUGCCAUUGAGCUUCCUGAAGACCACAUAGAAAGACCACAUAGAAAGACCACAUAGAAAGACCACAUAGAAACACGAUGAUAACAAUACACUGUCACCAAGACUUGCAAGUUCUGUCAGGGAGGUCAGUUUUAUAAUUCCCAUAUUGCAAAGCCCAAGAGGUGGCUUUGUAGUUGAGGUGAGAUGUGAACUGGGCACUUCCCAGGGGAUUACUCUUUUACCUGGUCAAACCAGACUUCAGGAAACCAAUUGAGUGUGAUUAACUAAAUCUUUUCAGAAGCUUUAGAAAUAUAGUCUAUCUGUAUAAUGACUGGGGCCUAUGCCUGGGGGUUCAUCCCAGACUUCCUUGCCUGCAUUGCUGCAGUCUUAUCUAUCUAUCUAUCUAUCUAUCUAUCUAUCUAUCUAAUGGGUUUUUUCUAUGUGCAUACUAAACUUAAAAGUUCCACUGCCUGUGUCAUGUCCUAUAUACUUCAAAGGGAAUUUGGAGUGAAGAAAGAUGGCAGAAUUGGUCCCCUAGGGACUGAAUUAUCAUUGAAAGUUAUGCACACAUAUGCAGAGGAUAAUAGCCUCUGAGGUGUACAUGAAUUUUCAUAAACCUUUCAGGAAAUUGCAUAUAAUCAGCCUCAUAACUCCAGUUGCAUAAGAUGUCAUGAGCACAGGAAGGAAGUAACCUAGUGAAAGAAGCACAGGAGGAAAAAAAAACUGUAAACACUGCAUUCCCCCCCCCCCCCAGCAUUGGUUUUAUAUAGUAGAAUGUUUUGAAGGCUUAACUGUGGAUUGGAGUAUAUGGUCUAAGAAUAAAGUGCAGGGUGGCUUGCAAUAUCAUUAAAAUGCAAGAGAUAGACCAUAGUGCACUAGUUAUUAGCAAAAGUGUAAAAAGGUUUUCUCUUCCCUAGUUCUCCAGCUGCCACUCUGCAACUGAAAACUCCAGGCCUUGAACUGGCAGUUGAAAAAUUUGGGUGUUUGUCUCUCACUGAGAAACUGCUAUAGCCCCUGACCCUCACAGAUUCUGGCUCCAGUGGCAGAUGUAGGAAGCACAGAGGUAGCAAAGGUGCUAGAACCUUCCACCCCUCCCUGCAAGUCCUCAGAUGUUCCAACCACCACUGUGCUGCUGAAUCUCUGAGCCACAGCAGAUGCCCAAAGAAAUAAUCUUGGUCCAGAAAGGUUGCUGAAGCAGCUUGAUGUUAAGCCCCUCACAGGCCAGGACUCCCCCAACCCCCAGGCGAUGGCUGCUACUGCUUCUGGCUCUAGUUGCAGGUGCAGGAGAUGCACUGGAUUCUGCUUGGCAGGGGGUUGGACUCGAUGGCCCUUGUGGUCUCUUCCAACUCUAUGAUUCUAUGAUUCUAUGCUGAGAAGUCAGCUGAGAAUUGAGAAUAGGGUGCAAAAGCUGGAAAGCUUUUAAAUAAGCUCUUUAUGAACUUUGAUACUUUAGGGUGAGUUCUUUUACGGGGCAGGUAAGAAUCAAACGCUAGGGAACUAUGCUGUAAAAAUGGAUCUCAGGCUUUGGAACAGGAUGUGAGGCAAAAUGGGGCAUCUAACGAUAAAUUUGUGGGUGUGGUGACUCCAAGGGCUGCAAUUGGCCAACAACUGGGCCUGAUGUAGGCCAAGCCCUUGGCCAGCAAGAAUUCCUGUCCAGAUGAAAAUGAGGAGAUAAAGGCCUGAAUCACGCAGGUUUCAUUCAGACUCGUAGGUCGGAGCUGAGAUGGAAAAGAACCUUUCCUGUGUGCCAUGCCAGUUGAAGAGCUUGCUGUAUUUCUAAAUCAAGGGGCACUGUAUUUCUAAAUCAGGCUUUCACAAGACCUUGCAGCAGUUUGGACUUUCUGUGCCCCUUGAAUCUGCAUUUGUGGAGCAAAUUCUUCCUCCUGACCACUGCUCAGAGGUGUUGCCGAUUCCUUGCUGCUGGCAACAGGCAGGCUGGACAGAAAUUGGGAAGAGGUUUUUGUUAUCCAUCUGACUCACACUUCUCCAGGAAUUAGAUCCAGGGUUCAUGUUUGAGGGUCAGUGCUCUCCUGUCAAGGUUUUUAAAAUAACCAAAUCACCUAAAAUAACAUACACAACUGUUCAAAAAUCUUAUGACAGUUGCCUUGGCCAUUCCAGUCAUCAGCUGUUAAGUUUGCAAGGGGUUGGAUUCAAUGACCCUCAAGGUCCCUUCCAACUCUACAGUUCUAUGAUUCUAUGAUUAAUCUCCAUCCAUAAAAGAAAGGAUAAAAAAACCUCAGAACAGACAUUUGCUAGUGACAAGACAAUAGCCACAUAUGAUAAACCACUGCAGUUACAAAUGACUACAUAUAUGAGAAGAGUACCACAGCACAGACUUUCACAUUCAACAUUUCCAUUUUAGUUUAUGGCACUUGUAUUAUUUCACAUCUGUGUUGCCUGAAAAUAUAGAUGUUGCAAUGCCACUGUUGCAUUGUUAUUAAGAAGGGCAAAUUUCUACUUCAGACUAUUGGGGAAGAAAGGCCAUGGGUCAGUGGUAAAGCAUUUGUAAUAAACUUACCUUUUAGUGGGGCAGCAUCUACACAUUGGAACUCCCUGCUUAUUUGCAUCAGGCAAGACGCCUUCACUGUACUCUCUUUGUCACUUGCUAAAAACAUUUUUGUUUACUUAAGCCUAGCCAGAUAUGUAGAAUGAUGACAUGCGUUUCAAUCUGCUUUUUGGCUUAUUCAUUAUUUUAAUAAUUCCUUUUAAACAUUGCCCAUUGGCAGAGUCCUUUGUAUGUCAACAUUAGCCUGCUUCCUUAUCUUUCAUCUUGCUCUUCGGCAUGAAGUAUAGAAGGCAGAAUGUGCUUGUUCAUGUUUCCAUGCAAUUUCAUAAGCCCCUUCGACUGCUAGGGAAACCUUAUUGUGUGUUACAAUUUUUAAAAAUACAGAAAGAAAAUGCAGUCAGUGCAUGUUAAUGUGCAAUCACACAAUUUUCAUGAAAGUUGUUUGUUUCUUCUUGGCAAUUGGGAAGGUGUUAAGUAAAAGCAAUCUGUAUCUAGCAGAUAAAAUGCUAACUUGUAAACUUGAGAAGAAGAAUAUUAUCCCAGCCAUAAAAUGUGGAAAGCAUAAUUACAAUAGAACAAUAGAAAGAAGUCAAGGAAGGAGGGAGGGAGGGAGGGAGAUGUUAUUUCCUAUUUGAAAAGCUCUCACACCAAGUCUUCCACCUGCUUCUUGUACUCAUAGAAGCUUGAAUAGUCUUUUGUUGUUUCGAUGGAGGCUGCUUUUCAAAUGGAAGUUUUGUAGACAAUCCAGUGAUACACAUGGAAUAUAAGUGGUGCUCUUCAUUGUAUACCAUAUCAAUUAUAUUGUCUGCUCCAUCAGCUUCUUUUUGGCACCUGCUAAAGGUCCUCUGACUCCCCUUCCUUUCUGGAGUAAGAGCUUAGAACAGUGGCUCUCAAAGGGUGUAGCAGGAGAGGAUGGCAAUUGUGGUGGGAAGAUUCAAGGACAAUCAAAGAAACAUAUACCGUAUUUUUUGCUCUAUAAGACUCACUUUUUUCCUCCUAAAAAGUAAGGGGAAAUGUGUGUGCGUCUUAUGGGGUGAAUGCAGGCUGCACAGCUAUCCCAGAAGCCAGAACAGCAAGAGGGAUUGCUGCUUUCACUGCGCAGAGAUCCCUCUUGCUGUUCUAGCUUCUGAGAUUUGGAAUAUUUUUUUCUUGUUUUCCUCCUCCAAAAACUAGGUGCGUCUUGUGGCCUGGUGCGUCUUAUAGAGCGAAAAAUACGGUAAAUAUUUUAGGGUAGUAUGGUAUAGGGUCCAGGGUUGUAAAGACUGCAGAGAGACUAAUUGGGUGCACUCUUCCCACCUUGGAUCAAAUCUAUGCUUCCAGGUGUCAUAAGAAAGCUGCAGAGAUAGCACAGGAUAGUGCGCACCCUGGAAAUGAUCUCUUUCAGCUUCUGCCUUUUGGAAGAAGGUACAGGGUUAUAAAGACUAGGACUAGCUGCCUGAGAAACAGUUUCUACCCAAAUGCGAUUCUGGUUUUAUUUUUUAUUUUUUAAAUAAUUUUUAUUGAAUGAUUUUAUGUUACAAAAAACAAUACAACCAUACUACCACUAAAUAUAAUUAAGAAAUAAAAAUUACAUACAUCAAUAUUUAGUUUGUUAUUUACCAUCUUAUUUCCUCCCAAAAUUCCAUACAAAAACACACAUAUGUGCAGACACCCACACACCCACACCCGCACACAAAAUGAUAAUAAUGAAAGUAAAUAUUUUUCCCCCUUUUAUCUUCCAAAAUCUUUUCUUCAACUUUGACUUCCUGUCAAGUCCCUUUAUAUAUAUUUUAUCUUACAAUCGAAUGUACACAAAACAAUAAAAAUUUCUAUAUAAAUUUUCCAAUACAAUCUGAAAACAUAAUAAAUCCUUAAUUGUUGUCCACCUCCUUUUAGUUCCUUUAUCACUUGAAUGCUAGCAUGGAGUCAAAACUAUUAUUGUAUUUUUGAACAUAUCUUCUAUAACCAUCCCAUUUUUCUGCAAAUUUUUGCUUUGAGUUUUCUCUGAGUUUACUAGUCAAUUGAGCCGUCUCCACCAAUUCCUGUAAUUUUAUUUGCCAGUCUGUUAUUUUUGGAGCCUCGUGAUCUUUCCAUCCCUUGGCAACAAGUAUACGAGCCACUGCGGUUGCAUACAAGAAUACCUCUCUUAGAUUUUUUGGGAUCUCUUUAUCUAAAAUACUUAAUAGAAAUGCCACCGUUUUUUUAGUAAAAGUUAUCCCCAUCAUCUUUUUUAAUUCAUCGUAUAUUUUGCAAUUUGUAAAGAGGAUGAAAUCAGUAUUGGGGUAGAUCUCUUUGCUACCAAGAAAGUAUUCUUUUUUAAAAAAUAUUUUUUAUUAGUAAUUUCAACAUAACAUUUUAUCAAAGAACAUAUCCUUAAAUUCCCCCCUAUUUUCCCCCUCCCCCUCCCCCAAACAUAACCCCCCUCCCCCCGACUUCCCUCAGCUCCUCUCUCUGGUUUAUCAAUAUAUGUUAUUUUCUGCAUGUUACAAAACUGUACAGAUCCUUAAUUUGUCUAUCUAAAUAUUAUCAAUAAAAAGUUUGUGAAUGUUUAUUCAAAACCUGCCAAGGAGUCCAGUUCAUUUUGUUGUUUCUGAAGGGUUCCCAUUCAUCUUUUAAAAUCACAGUUAUCCUUGUCAUAGAAUCAUAGAAUCAUAGAGUUGGAAGAGACCACAAGGGCCAUCGAAUCCAACCCCCUGCCAAGCAGGAAACACCAUCAGAGCACUCCUGACAUAUGGUUGUCAAGCCUCUGCUUAAAGACCUCCAAAGAAGGAGACUCCACCACACUCCUUGGCAGCAAAUUCCACUGUCGAACAGCUCUUACUGUCAGGACGUUCUUCCUAAUGUUUAGGUGGAAUCUUCUUUCUUGUAGUUUGGAUCCAUUGCUCCGUGUCCGCUUCUCUGGAGCAGCAGAAAACAACCUUUCUCCCUCCUCUAUGUGACAUCCUUUUAUAUAUUUGAACAUGGCUAUCAUAUCACCCCUUAACCUCCUCUUCUCCAGGCUAAACAUGCCCAGCUCCCUUAGCCGUUCCUCAUAAGGCAUCGUUUCCAGGCCUUUGACCAUUUUGGUUGCCCUCCUCUGGACACGUUCCAGUUUGUCAGUGUCCUUCUUGAACUGUGGUGCCCAGAACUGGACACAGUACUCCAGGUGAGGUCUGACCAGAGCAGAAUACAGUGGCACUAUUACUUCCCUUGAUCUAGAUGCUAUACUCCUAUUGAUGCAGCCCAGAAUUGCAUUGGCUUUUUUAGCUGCCGCGUCACACUGUUGGCUCAUGUCAAGUUUGUGGUCAACCAAGACUCCUAGAUCCUUUUCACAUGUACUGCUCUCAAGCCAGGUGUCCCCCAUCUUGUAUUUGUGCCUCUCAUUUUUUUGCCCAAGUGCAAUACUUUACAUUUCUCCCUGUUAAAAUUCAUCUUGUUUGUUUUGGCCCAGUUCUCUAAUCUGUCAAGGUCGUUUUGAAGUGUGAUCCUGUCCUCUGGGGUGUUAGCCACCCCUCCCAGUUUGGUGUCAUCUGCAAAUUUGAUCAGGAUCCCCUUGAGUCCAUCAUCCAAGUCGUUGAUAAAGAUGUUGAAUAAGACCGGGCCCAAGACAGAACCCUGUGGCACCCCACUAGUCACUCUUCUCCAGGAUGAAGAGGAACCAUUGAUGAGCACCGUUUGGGUUCGGUCGGUCAGCCAGUUACAAAUCCACUGAGUGGUAGCAUAGUCAAGACCGCAUUUUACCAGCUUGUCAUGUAGUUUGUGUGUCAGUUUUGCCAAUUCUGCGUAGUCCAUCAAUUUCUCUUGCCACGGUUCUUUAGCUGGGAUUUCCUCGUUCUUCCAUCCUUGUGCUAUUAAGACUCUUGCCGCCGUUGUCGCAUACAUAAAGAUGUUUUUCAGUUUCCUUGGCAGGUCUUUUCCUACAAAAAUCCUUCAGGUUUUUUGACAAUUUUCUUCAACUCAUUCUAUAUCAUUUCCCAAUUUUUUUAAAUUUUACUGCAGUCCCACCACAUAUGAUAAAAGGUCCCUUCUUUUUCUUUACAUUUCCAACACAUAUUUGAACUGGUUUUGUACAUUCUUCCUAGCUGCACUGGUGUUAUAUACCAUCUAUACAUCAUCUUCAUAUAAUUUUCUUUCAGCAAGGAGCAAUCUGUAAAUUUUCAGUCAGCUUUCCAUAACCUUUCUCAAUCUUCCAACAUAAUAUUAUGACCUAUAUCUUGUGCCCAUUUAAUCAUCACUGAUUUCACCUCUUUGUCUUUCGUCUCCCAUUCUAGCAGAAUACUGUAUGCACCUUUCAGCAGCUUUACUUUCCCUUCUACCACUUCCCUUUGAAAUCUGGAUAUCAUGUAACUAAAUCCUUUCUUACUGUCUUUAUAUGUUUCAUGUAAUUGUCGAUAGUGCAACCAACUCUGAAAAUGAUCUUUUAUUUCAUCAUAAUCUCUUAGUUUCCAUUUUCCAUCUUGAUCCUUUAACAAUUCAGCAUAUGUAAGCCAUUUUCCUUUCUUUCCAAGUGGUUUGACAGGGUGAGCUCCCGUUGUUCGGUCCCAGCUCCUGCCCACCUAGCAGUUCGAAAGCACCUCAAAAGUGCAAGUAGAUAAAUAGGGACCGCUCUCCGGCGGGAAGGUAAAAGGCGUUUCCGUGUGCUGCUCUGCUUCGACAGUAGCGGCUUAGUCACGCUGGCCACGUGACCCGGAAGCUGUCUGCGGACAAGCGCCAGCUCUCAGCCUCUUGAGCGAGAUGAGCACGCAACCCCAGAGUCGGUCACGACUGGACCGUAUGGUCAGGGGUCCUUUACCUUUACCUUUAACUAUAUGAUUGUAAAAACUUCUGUGUACCUUUCCUUUCCCAUACCAUAAGUAUGCAUGCCAGCCUAAUCUGUUAUCAUAUCCUUCCAAUUCUAAUGCUUCUUUUUUCCCCAACUUGAUCCAGUCCCUGAUCCAUACCAGACAUGCAGCUUUAUAGUAUAAUUUAAAGUCUGGGAGGGCAAACCCGCCUCUGUCUUUUACAUCUGUAAGUAUUUUAUAUUUUAUCCUUAGCCUUUUGCCCCCCCCCCCCCGGUAAUUUUUGAAAUCUCUUUCUCCCAUUUUUUGAAAUAAUCAUCUUUCAGGAUAACUGGAAUUGAUUGAAAAAGAAAUAGCAUUUUUGGCAACACGUUCAUUUUAAUCGCUGCUAUUUUACCUAACAAUGAGAGAUUCAUUCUGCUCCAUAUUUCUAAAUUUCUUUUUACCUCAAACCAGAUUUUUUCAUAAUUACUUUUAAAUAAAUUUAGAUUUCUUGAUGUUAACCAUAUCCCUAAAUACUUAAACUUUUUAUGGACUUCAGUCUCAAUGUUUUGCUCUAACUCAUUAUUAUUUUUUCUUCCUUCAAAUGUUUAACUAAUAAUUUAGUUUUAUUCCUAUUUAAUUUAAAUCCUGCUACUUCCCCAAAUUUCUGAAUCUUUUCUAUUACUUUAGGGAGUGAAGUUUUUGGGUCUUCAACUGUUAUCACUAAAUCAUCUACAUAUACUUUUAAUUUAAACUCACUUUUCCCAGUUUUAAUGCCUGUGAUCUCUUUAUCUGCUCUUAUAUUUCUGGCAAGUACUUCCAGUACCAGGAUGAACAACCAUGGUGAUAGUGGACAUCCUUGUCUGGUUCCUUUUUGAAUCUUACAAUCAUCCAUUAUUACCUGGUUUAUAAUUAAUUUUGCUUUUUGUUCUGAAUAGAUUGCUUAUAUUCCUUUUAGGAAUUUAGGCCCACUUUUGAUUUCGUCUAAUAUCUUUGUCAUGAAUUUCCAAGAGACGCUGUCAAAAGCUUUUUCAGCAUCUAUAAACAUUAUUGCUGCUUUCUUUUCAUUUUUAGCCUCCAGGUAUUCUAUGAUAUUCAAAAUAUUCCUUAUAUUCUCCUUCAUUUGUCUACCUGGAAGAAAUCCUGCCUGGUCUUGAUGUAUAUACUCAUUUAGUAUAUUUUUCAAUCUGUUAGCUAAUAAGUUUGCAAACAGUUUGUAAUCGUUGUUUAACAAAGAGAUAGGUCUGUAAUUUUUGAUUUGCAGCAAGUCUGCGUCUUGUUUUGGAAUUACUGUAAUAUAGGCCUCUUUCCAUGUUUCUGGAAUUUCACCUGUGUUCAGUAUCUCAUUCAUGACAUCUUUCAGUGGGUUCACUAGUUGUUCACUUAAUUUUUUAUAAUAUUUUGCCGUAAGUCCAUCCGGGCCUGGUGACUUGCCAUUUUUAGAGCCUUUUAUUGCCUCUAGCAGUUCUUGGGUAUUAAAAAUCUUCCUUUGUUCAUCCUUUAUAUGUGGCAUGUUACUACUUCUGAUAUACUCUUCUAUUUGAAUGUUUUUUCUUUCCCUUGUCUAUACAAAUCUGAAGAAUAUUUAACAAAUCCUACUCCAAUUUCCUUCAGCUUAUCUGUGAUCUUUCCAUUUAGAUUAAUUUUAUUUAUGAAGUUCCUUUGUUCAUUUUUUUUAAACUGCUAGGCUAACAAUUUUCCCGGUUUGUUUACAUGCUCAAAUAUUUUUUUUUACUCUCUUUAUUUUCCAACUAAUUUCCUCAUUAAUUAUCGUUGAGUUUUGUUGUAUAGAGUCCUCUCACCACCGCCUUACUUAGAAUCAUAGAAUCAUAGAGUUGGAAGAGACCACAAGGGCCAUCGAGUCCAACCCCCUGCCAAGCAGGAAACACCAUCAGAGCACUCCUGACAUAUGGUUGUCAAGCCUCUGCUUAAAGACCUCCAAAGGAGACUCCACCACACUCCUUGGCAGCAAAUUCCACUGUCGAACAGCUCUUACUGUCAGGAAGUUCUUCCUAAUGUUUAGGUGGAAUCUUCUUUCUUGUAGUUUGGAUCCAUUGCUCUGUGUCCGCUUCUCUGGAGCAGCAGAAAACAACCUUUCCCCGUCCUCUAUGUGACAUCCUUUUAUAUAUUUGAACAUGGCUAUCAUAUCACCCCUUAACCUCCUCUUCCCAGACUGUCUGUAAUUUUGUCUGUCCUUGAUUAUUUAUUUCAAAAUAAUCAAUCAAGGCCUUUUUUAUUUUUUCUACAAAUUUUUGAUCAUCUAGUAAAUCAUCAUAUAGUCUCCAUCUGAAAGAGAUUUGGCUUUCUUUUUGUAAUUCCAUAAUCAAAGAAUUUAGUCUGAAAAAGUUCUGGGGUUAAUUUCAAUUUUUUUUUACUCUUAUUUCCAAUUCUUUGGAAAUCCACAAAGAGUCUAUUCUCGAGCUGCUAUUGUGUACAUGGCUGUAAUAAGUGAACUCUGUAUCAAACAUGUCUCAUUCUCCAUAUAUCUAUCAAAUUUAGAUUUUGAGUCAUAUAAAAAAAAAAAGUCUAUGGUAAUUUAUCUUCCGUGGUCUCUUUUUUGCUUGGCUGAUUCUGCCUGUCUGAUCUGGAACUCCAUUUAGGUCUCCCAUUAAGAUCAUCUUUUGAUCUGCAAAUUCGUGUAGUUCUGUUUCUAGUUUUUUAAAGAAGAAUGCUUUUUUAUUGUUGGGUGCAUAAAUGCCAACCAAUACACUUUCUCUCCCUGAAUUUUAACUUGUAUUAUUAAGAUUCUGCCUUUUUCAUUCUUCUGAAUCAAUCUGGGUUCAAGUGCAGGAUUAAUGUAAAAAAAAACCUCCUCUUUUUUGGUUUUAUCUGACGAAAUGAAAUCCAUACCUAAUUUUUUUUGCUAAUUAAGACCCCCUUUUUUGCAAUAUGUGUCUCUUGGAGGCAAAUUAUGUCUAAUUUCUAUUUUGCUAUUACAUGCUCAAUCCGAUUGCAUUUGGCUUUACAGUUCAAUCCAUUCACAUUCCAGCUCAGUAUUUUAAGAUUGGCCAUUGUCAGAGUCAGUUGCAAUAUCUGUUUUUUCUGAUGUAGUGCCUUCCAAUGCUAACUGCUCCAAGGCCUCUUUUUGUUCAGCUCAAGGGUCUCCCCUGUCUUGUUUGGAAUCUAAGUCUCUCCUGUAUUUGUCAAAGAACUCUCUCACCUGAAACUCUGAUGUUAGCCUAUAUCUCCUUUUCAGGUAUGUGAAAGAAAUGCCCUCUGGAAAUUCCCAUUUGUAUCUGAUAGCUCUCCUGAGUGCUGUUGUUAAAAACCUAAAUUUGAUUCUUCUAAAUCUCAAUUUCAGUGGGAUCUCCCUAAAAAUGUCUACUUUCUGUCCGGCAACCACGAGAUUUUUUUCAAAGCUGUUCUGAAGGAUUGCAUCCUUCACUCUUUUUGUUACUAAUGUUAAUAAAACAUCUCCUGGCUGCAUCUCAACUUUCGCACGAUCUAAUUCUGAAACAGCUCUCUGAAAGUCCAUCCAACCAGUCUUUACUUUCUCCCAUCCAUUCUGAGAUUGUCUGUGUAACAAAUGUCUCCAAAUUUGGCUCUGUGUCAGAUUCUGGAAGGCCUCUAAUUCGUAAUGUCCUGUCUCUUUCCCUUUGCUGCAAGAGGAGGAUCUGGUCCUCCAAUUCAUUCUGCUUCCCUUGAACCCCUUCCACAGUUCCCAUCAACCCUUUUUGUUUCUCUCUUAAUUCUCCUACCUCCUCUUUUAACUUUUUCUAGUUUGUCUACUUUGGUUUCCAGUUUGUUGACCUUGUCUCCCAAUAUCCCAAAUUGCUCUUUCAAAACUCUUCAAAUUUUCAAUAUCCCUGUGCACUUGUUCAAUCAAUGUUUGAUUGGAUUUUUCCAUGUCACUGUGAACCUGUUUUGCAAAUUCUUGCAUUGAUUGAACCAUUUCUUUUUUUUUUUUAUAAUGAUAUUUAUUAAAGUUUCACAAAAAUACACAAAACAAAGAAAAAAGUAUAAAGUACAGCAAAAAAGUAGAAAAUAAGAAAAAACAUACAAAAUAAAACAGUUAAAAACACAAUAAUGUUCCAUAACCUAUCUUCCUUACUCUUAUUUCCCCAGACCUCCUCAUACCUCCCUUCUUUGUAUUCCAAUUCCAUUUGUUGGUUCAGCAAAUCCUUACCAUUAAUCUUUUACCCAAUUAUUAACCUUUUUUUCCCCCAUGUCUCUUAAAGCAUUACAGCUAAAAACCUCUUAGUUUCUAUCCAACAUCCUUCUAAAGUUCCUUAAUUUUGCAAUAUUUCUGUAAAUAGUCCUUAAAUUUUUUCCAGUCUUCUUUCACCGACUCUUCUCCCUGGUCUCGGAUUCUGCCGGUCAUUUCCGCCAGUUCCAUGUAGUCAAUCACCUUCAUCUGCCAUUCUUCCAAAGUGGGUAGAUCUUGUGUCUUCCAAUACUUUGCAAUAAGUAUUCUUGCUACUGUUGUAGCAUACAUGAAAAAAGUUCUGUCCUUCUUUAGCACCAGUUGGCCGACAAUGCCCAAGAGAAAGGCCUCUGGUUUCUUCAGAAAGGUAUAUUUAAAUAUCUUUUUCAGUUCAUUAUAUAUCAUUUCCCAGAAAGCCUUAAUCUUUGGGCACGUCCACCAAAGGUGAAAGAAUGUACCUUCAGUUUCUUUACAUUUCCAACAUUUAUUAUCGGGCAAAUGAUAAAUUUUUGCAAGCUUGACUGGGGUCAUGUACCACCUGUAUAUCAUUUUCAUAAUAUUCUCUCUUAAGGCAUUACAUGCCGUAAACUUCAUACCUGUGGUCCAUAACUGUUCCCAGUCAGCGAACAUGAUAUUAUGUCCAACAUCUUGUGCCCAUUUAAUCAUAGCAGAUUUCACCGUUUCAUCCUGAGUAUUCCAUUUCAACAGCAAGUUAUACAUUCUUGACAAAUUUUUAGUUUUGGGUUCUAACAAUUCUGUUUCUAAUUUUGACUUUUCCACUUGGAAGCCUAUUUUCUUAUCCAAAUUAUAUGCCUCCAUUAUCUGAUAGUAGUGGAGCCAAUCUCUCACUUUAUUUUUUAAUUUUUCAAAUCUCAAUUUAUCUCCUUCUUGCUCCAAAAUUUCCCAAUAUGUCGGCCAUUUGGCCUCCAUAUUGAGCCUUUUCAGAGCUUUUGCUUCCAUUGGUGAUAGCCACCUUGGGGUUUUAUUUUCCAAUAAGUCUUUGUAUCUUAUCCAAACAUUAAACAAUGCUUUCCUAACAAUAUGGUUUUUGAAUGCUUUGUGUGCUUUGACCUUAUCAUACCAUAAAUAUGCAUGCCAUCCAAAUACAUUGUUAAAACCUUCUAGAUCCAAAAUGUCUGUGUUUUCAAGAAGUAGCCAUUCUUUCAGCCAGCAAAAAGCUGCUGAUUCAUAAUAAAGUUUAAAGUCUGGCAGGGCAAAUCCACCUCUUUCCUUGGCAUCAGUUAAUAUCUUGAAUUUUAUUCUGGGCUUCUUGCCCUGCCAGACAAAUCUAGAAAUAUCUCUCUGCCACUUCUUGAAACAGUCCAUCUUAUCUACAAUUUGUAAUGUCUGAAACAAAAACAACAUUCUAGGCAAUACAUUCAUCUUUAUCACAGCAAUACGGCCCAGCAACGAGAGUUUCAAAUUUGACCAAAUUUCUAAAUCUUUUUCACUUCCGUCCAACAUUUUUCGUAAUUAUCUUUAAAUAAGUUCCCGUUUUUGGCUGUCAUAUUAAUCCCCAAGUAUUUCACUUUCUUUACCACAUUCAAUCCUGUCUCAUUCUGAAACCUCUCUCUUUCAAUCGGUGUUAAGUUUUUCUCUAAAACCUUAGUUUUUAACUUGUUCAAUUUAAAACCUGCCACCUGACCAAAUUCCUGAAUUAAUUCUAAAACUCUUUUAGUACUAGAUUCUGGCUCCUGUAACAUCAAUACUAGGUCAUCUGCAAAUGCUCUCAGUUUGUACUGUUUAGCUCCGACCUGUAUGCCCUUAACCAACCGGUCCUUUCUAAACAUAUUUAGCAAAACCUCCAGGACCGAUAUAAAAAGCAGUGGGGAAAUUGGGCACCCCUGUCGUGUCCCUUUUUCUAUCUUAAAUUCUUCCGUAACCACAUUAUUUACAAUUAAUUUAGCCUUUUGUUCAGAGUAUAUUGCACCUAUACCAUUUUCAAAACCUUGGCCUACCCCCAUCCCAUGCAGAUUCUUCUUCAUAAAACUCCAAGAGAUAUUAUCAAAAGCUUUCUCCGCGUCAACAAAUAUCAAUACUGCUUUGGUGUUUAUAUUCACUUCUAAUUUUUCCAAAAUAUCAAUUAUAUUCCUCAAAUUAUCAGACAGGUGUCUUCCCGGGAGAAAGCCCGCUUGGUCUUUAUGAAUCUCUUUCAUCAAUACUUUUUUCAAUCUCUUGGCCAAAAUGUCUGCAAAAAUUUUGUAAUCCACAUUAAGUAACGAUAUAGGGCGAUAGUUCUUAAGCUGAGUCUUUUCAGUCUCUGUUUUCGGUAUAAGUGUGAUAUACGCCUCUUUCCACAAUUCUGGUGCCCUUUUCCCUCCAAUAUUUCAUUGCAGACUUCCUUCAAAGGUUGCAAUAACCACUCUUUCAAAGAUCUAUAGUAUCUGGAAGUCAGCCCAUCCGGUCCUGGAGAUUUGCCCAAUUGCAUAUUUUGUAUGGCACCUUCUACUUCCUGUUCAGAUAUUUUAUAGUUCAGCAUUAAUUUACUUUCUUGAGAGAUUUUUGUAGGCCAUUUGUCUUCAAAAAUUGGUCUAUGUCCAUUUCCUUCUGUGGCCCUUGUGUGUAUAAUUGUUUAAAGUACCUCUGGAAGCAAUUUCUGAUCUCAUUUGGAUUAUGUAUACUCUUUCCUUCCACUUCUAGAUUUAUAAUAGUAUUUAAUUUUUGUCUUUUUUUCAUUUGCCAGGCCAACAGUUUUCCACAUUUAUUAGCUAAUUCAAAUGUUUUUUGUCUCAUUUGUUUGAUUUUCCAUUCUAUUUCCUGAUUCAUCAUUUCCAUAUAUUGUACUUGAUAUAAUUUUAUUUCUCUCAAAAUCUCCUGGGACUUUGGUUUUGCUCUCAAUUUCUUCUCACCUUCUUUUAUUUUUUCCAAAAUUUUAUCUUUCUUUUCAUUUUGACUUCUCUUCUUUAUUGCAUUCUGUUGUAUCACAAAACCCUCUCAUCACAGCUUUGCUUGCGUCCCAGAUUACUCUUUUUUCUACAUUGGUAUUCAUAUUUAUUUCAGAAUAAUCUCUCAAAGUCUUUUGGGCCUUUUUGUAAACUUCUUCAUCUCUAAAUAAGGUGUCAUUCAUCCUCCAUCUAAAGGAUCCGGUUGUUGUUUGUUUCAUCUCCAUCCUUACCGCAUUGUGGUCGGAACAAGUUUUUGGGCAGAUUUCUACCUUCUUUAUCUUUGGUGCCAUUCCUCUAGUUAUCCAUAUUUGGUCAAUUCUAGUCCAUGUCAUCUUGGCUUCAGAAAAAAAAAGUUCCUUCUCUUCCCAGGGGGUUCUUUACCCUCCAGAUGUCCACUAAGUCCAUAUUGUCUGUCAUCUCAAAAAAUGUUUUCGGUAGUCUACCAUCCUUGGUGACUACCUGUCUUUGUGCCUUGUCCAUAUUUGUAGAUAUUACUCCAUUCAUGUCCCCCAUCAAAAUCAAAUUGUAGUCCAAAUGAUCCAGUAGAGUCUCAUGCAACUUUUUAUAAAAUUCAGAUUUCCCCUCGUUCGGUGCAUAAAUUUCCACAGUUAAGAAUUUCUCUCCUUGUAGUUGAAUUUCAAUUGCCAAAAAUCUUCCUUGGUCAUCUUUAAAAAUAAGUUUCGGUAAGAGUCUCUCCUUUGCAUAAAUCACAACUCCUCUUUUUUUGACUUUGUCAGAUGAAACAAACUCCUGUCCUAAUCUUUUAUUAAUCAAUAACUUCCUAUGUGCCCUUGUUAUAUGUGUCUCUUGUAGACAAAUCAAGUCCAAUUGUUCUUUUUCUUUUUCGAGGAGAAUUCAAACCGUUACAAUUCCAGCUUAAUAGUUGCAGAGCCAUGAUGGGGGCUACUUCACUUUACCUCCAACUGCCCCAAGUGCCGCUUCUUGUUCUGUGGGUAGUAUCACUUUUUCUGGACCGUGCAGUCCAAAAGAUAAAUUUGAUAUGUCUAGUAUGCCUUUUGGUUCUUCUUCAGAUUCCCCUUCUUUCAAUAGAUCUUCCUCGUGAUCUUUCAAGAAUCUGUCUUUUUCCUCAGUUGAUUUUAUUUUUAUCUUUCUCCCUUUAUAUUUGAAGGACAGGCCUUGCGGAAAUUCCCACCUGAAAAGAAUUCUGUUUCUUUUCAAUAAGGUCACUAGGUCUCCGUAAUUGGACCUUAAGUCCAGCAAAUGCUUUGGGAUGUCCUUAAAAAUCACUAAUCUUGAGUCAUCAAUUUCCAAAGUUUUUUGAUAGUGCAAAUUCAGAAUUUUAUCUCUCUCUUCUUUUGUUCGAAAGGUAAUCAAACAGUCUCUCACCUUGCCCUUGCCUUGUCUUCUUCCGAGCCUAAAUGCAUUCACUAUCUUAAAUUCUUCCUUCCCGGGUCCAAUUGCCCAAAAUCUGUAAAUUCCUGUGUAAGAAAGUCAGCCAAAUUAUCUUUCUCCCGCUCUGGAACAGCCCUAAUUCUCAGAUUUCUCUGUCUAUCUUUUAAUUCGAUCAUAGAAAAUGUCACAUCAUGGUCCUCCAAUUUCUUGUAUACAGGUGGAAUUUUCUCUUGAGUAGCAAUUGCAAUAUCUUUUGCUUCCUGUGCAGUUUGUCGAAUCAAGGCAGAUUCCUGUAGUAAUUUUUCGAUAGUCUCUGUGUUGGCAUUCACCUUCUGUCCCAAGGUAUUAAUACUUGCAGUAUUUAAAUCAAUUUUAUUUGAUGCUUGCACAACUUGUCUAUUUGUCUCAACUACUUGUCUAUUUGUUUCAGCUACUUGUCUAUUUGUCUCAGUUACCUGUUUACUUAGGCUUUCCAAAGAUUCAUUAAUUUUUGCCAGUGCCUGUGCCAAAACUUCUUCUGACGUCAUAACUUUUGAUUUAGACUGUGGGAGUGGGGCCCUGAUGCUCCAGAUGCUCCAGAUGUUGAGCCCCUUCGCGGCAACGCAGUGUCUAUCCGAUAAUGUCUGCCAGACCUAGUAGUUUUUCCUGCGGUUCCGACUUCUUAUCAUCUGCCAUAACAGUCUCAUAGACAUUCAAGGUCACUCCCACAGUCAGCCAAUUGUUUUGACAUAGAGUGGAAUUUUCCUCUUUGUAACUGUUGUUGUAACAAUGUCCAACCUCCUCUAGGGGGACACAGUAACAGCCAGAACUUGUAACUUUUUAGAAACAAAAAUAGUCUUUAUAAAUCCCCCAAUUUACUUUCAAAGUCCACAGUCUCAAUACACUUAAACAGUUACUUUCAAGCCAAAAGAGGUUCAGAAACACUGUAUCACUUUUGCAGAGUUGGCUGUCAGAAAUAAGCUUUCACUAUGGACCUCUAUCUUAAGGCAGUCCGUUCCGAAUCUUAAAUUGUAAAUUCUUCCUUCCUCUCCCCUUCUUUACUGCAGGGAAAUUCAGCUCAGUCUUUUCCCCCCUCCUCUCCUGCAAUCCGGAGGGGGAACCACUUUCAAGAUGUUGGAAUUUAGCACAUUUAAGUGACUUUCCGAGUUUCCGCUUUGAAGUCUCUUUGCUUUGAUCUAUUUACAAUUCAGGGAAGAUAGACUUCCUGGUUGUACCUUCCCCGCUCCGUGCCAAAUUAACUUUUUUUUCCCUUUAAAUCCAAUUUACUCCUACUCACGGGUAGUUGUUUUCAGUGCCAAUUAUCCCAGGAAAAAAGGCAGCGCUCUCUGGUAACAGCUUCGCGGCUUCGCUCCACGGAAGAAGCAAUUUGCUCACAGCACCACGCCACCCCCGCUCCGCUCCGGAGCCCGUUGCCGAGCUCCUUUAGCAAUUGGGGGGGCGCAAACGGUGCCCGCUGAGUCCCACGGUCACAGGCUUCACCCGCCUGUGAUUUAUUUGGGGGUCCCCGCUGCGCCGUAGCGACAGGACCCAAAUUCCGUAAAGCCAGUUCUCUCCAAAUUAGAGAGAAGCAGCCAUUACCGUUGGCGCCACCUCCGGAAGUUGAACCAUUUCUUUCCUGAAUUCCAAAAGUUGCUGUGCAAGAAGAUCUGUUUGCUCUCUCCCCCCUUUAUCUCCUGUUUCUCCUCACACACUAGCCCUUCUAGCGGCCGCCGCAGCUGCAGCUGCCACUUUCCUGGUUGUUGUUCCCUCCUUACCCAACAUGUCUUAUCAGUUGGUUCCCAGUGUUUUUUGAGUUGUUCAAGGUCACACCUGCAAGUUCCGGCUCUAUCCAGCCAUGAGGUUGUUUCCCCCCUCCCAGACUCUUUCCAGUUUCCCUUUCCCUUUUGUCUGCCUUCUCCCUCCCCACAACAGCAAAUCAUACAGUCAUAUAACAAAAAAGGCAGAGAGAAAUGAAAACAUCCAAUAAAUCAGGAGAUAUAAAAUGUACAAUUAAAAGGGCAAAAAAAUAAGAAGAAAAAAUAAGAAAGUAAUUUAAAAGUCCAUAAAGCAAAAAGAUGUUAGGCCAGUUCAGUUUCAGAUUUAUGUCUUUAAAAACAAGGUUAUUCUUUAAUUUGUACUUAUCUACUUGUAAUUGUCUCAAACAGUGGUGACUUGCAAUAGUUCCAGAAUUUAUAUCUCCAUUUUAUUUCUUAUAUGUAAUCCCAUGGCAUUUUGUCUUGUUUAAUUCACAAACGUGCUGGAGUUUCAAUCGACAGAUCUUUCUUGGCAAGCUCUUUCAAUCUCUUGGAGUAUUGAAGUUACUUUGGAAGCUGUUCCAGGCUCUUUCCACUUUCUGUGGUUACCCCACAGAAGUGCUGAGAGUCCCCUGCUAGCUCCCUUUCUUUCCCCUUUUCCUCUUCUGCUCCACCAAUUUUUAAAAUACUGUUCAAAUUCCUCCAGCUGUCAGUGGGUUUUUAACUUUAUAAUCCAGUAGGUUACUUGAUAGUUAAUAUAUAUAUUCAUUAGAGUUAAAUGUUUCAACUCUCCGUUGCUGUAGGCAGUCUCUGUGUCCCAUUCACACAAAAAUUCCCUUUGCAGAGCUCAUCUGCAGAAAUCGGAAGCUGACUUCCUGUUUUGCUUUCGUUUCGCCAAAUAAACUUUUUAGCCUCUAAUUUUUAAUUUUUAAUGUUUUAUUUCAAAUUUACCUCUAAUUGGAAGAUCUGCUGCUUCUGGUGACAAAUCAUAGCUUCGGCAGCAGGCUGUGUUGGAGUUGAGAGCGAACUCAAGCCCCUUCCCUCCCACGCGCACAGCGGCAGCUGGGAGAUGUUCAGGGGGCGAGUUUUUCCACUCUGCUGGAGCCCUCGGGUCCCCACUCUUCUGUGGGGGGGGUUGGGGUGCGCUGAGCUCUAGCGCCACCCUCCACGCCUUUCUGUCCGCUCCAUGUUGUGGACGACACUUAGCACAUUGCCAUUGUCCUCCGCAGUAGACCAGAAGUCCGCUACCAAGAAAGUAUUCAUACUGACUACAGUGGUACCUCUGGUUACGUACUUAAUUUGUGCUGGAGGUCCGUUCUUAACCUGAAACUGUUCUUAACCUGAAGUAUCACUUUAGCUAAUGGGGCCUCCCGCUGCUGCUGCUGCCGCGCCACCGUCGUGCAAUUUCUGUUCUCAUCCUGAAGAAAAGUUCUUAACCCGAGAUACUAUUUCUGGGUUAGCGGAGUCUGUAACCUGAAGCAUAUGUAACCUGAAGCUUAUGUAACCCGAGGUACCACUGUACUUCUCUCAUGAGCUGCAGCCUUUGCAUUUUGUUGUAUGUGCCACUGAAAACCUCAUAAUGGAAAUCCAAGCUGAUAUUUAAUAUAUUGAGCCAGCAUUCAGUGCACUGCUUGCACUUUUCAGGAGCCUACUAUUCCCUUGCCCCAUUACAGUAGCUUAGAGGAUGUAGGCCUUCUAUCUUCACACGGAUGGGCACUUAACUAGCUGCUGCUAUAGAAAAGUCACCUGCCUCUCAGAAUCUUGAAGAAAUGGUUUUGUUUUGCCAUGCAGGCAGCUGGAGAGAAACAGGAUAGAAAGGUCAAGGCAUUCUUAAACAACUUUGACUCAUGAUUAGAGCAUAACUUGUAAAGCAAAUGGCCCCCUCCACUGCAGCAGACAGGACUUUGUUGGGAGCUUUGCAUACCAACGUUAACACUUUUUAUAGUAAGUUAACCUCCGAUUCCUUUUAGGUUAGGAUUUUAAGCAAGAAGAUUGAUUUUAGCGAUAUUCAAUCCAGAUGUGGUUCCAAGGAUAACAUCACACAUUCAGCAGGGGGAGGAAAUGUAAGUAAAGAUGGCGCCUGGCAAGGUACCCUGGGCCACUUUGGUGACCCUCCUCUGCACAGCCUAGUCCUUUGUGUCUUCCUACCAAGCACUCUUUCCCUUCUUGCUAAUGUUUCACAGACACCUUGGUCUAGUGAUGUGUUCAGCAUUGUGUGUUGAGUGGUGGGUAUCUCCAUCCUUCCUCACAGACCACAGCAAAUUUCCCAGUCUCAGUCAAAGCACUCUGCUCCACAAGACACUGACUCAGCCAACUGAAAUCCACAACUAUUCAAGGCCUUAUAAAAAAAAGAAAUCCCAGUCCUUACAGGGCUAAAAAUGUGAGAAAAUAUUAAGGAUACAAACAUAAGAGUUGCACUUGCUUAGCAAUCUGGAGGUAAGGCUAGCAAUAUGUCCUUAACACAUGGUAGUGUUUCCUGACCAGGUGGCAGCCAGGUGGCUUAGCAAGAAUAGGGGAAUAUAGCUGUUGUAGACCCACCAUUGUGUGACUUAAUUUCGCACUGAAGGCCUUGUAGAAUCAGAGCCAACUCGUGAGCCAUAUAAUUUCCAGAUAUGCUUGACCCAUUUGCACCAUCUCAUUUCAUGGUGGGUCCAAAAGGGUGAAUGAACCUUAAGUCUGUCACAUAUCUAAGGCAAUAUCUGUAGUAGCACCCCCAAAUGCCAGGAGCAUUGUAAGGAAACAUGCCAGUUUAUGCUUCAGACACAUCUGUAGUUUUUCUCUUAGAGGAUAACAUAACCUUUUUAAACAAGGUUAGCGAGACCAAAUCGGGCCUUAGAAAGGUGGAAGUGUCCUUAUGUAGCUACAGGAGCACUGAAAAAUAUUCCAAUCAGAAAUUCAGUUAAGCCACAGAAGGCAAUCCUGGAACUCUGUGCAAAAAGGAAAUAGAAAUAUGUUAUACAGUUCUCAGCACACAGCACUGAAACUAACUUUCUUUCACAUGAAAAAACUUAGGAAAGAACUUCACUCACCUUCCUGAUUUACAGUCUUCACUUUACUAAUGAAAAACCUUUAAUAUGGUUCUGCUAGGUUCAGAUGGGAAGCUUGCUGUAUUAAUCUGGGUGUUUCCCUCCUUUGUGGCAUGAUUGUAUACUACUAAUCAUCUAUUUUCUUACAGUAUCUUUCAAAGUCAAGGCACAUUCAUUUCCAGGUUUUAUUUUCUCAUUCCCAAGAUAUAUUUUUGUAUAUUUUUAACAGGUGCAGAUCGUAACCAAGAAGAUAGACUUAAGUCAUGUGACUUCAAAAUGUGGCUCACUAAAGAAUAUCCGUCACAGGCCAGGUAAGAUGGAAAUUCUCGGGGGGGGGGGGAGAGAAUUUUGCAAAACACGGAUUUUCCAGGGUACCUGAUGUCCAUAAUAAGUACUCAGGCACUGUAGGAAAAUUACAUUUCCUGGGGUCCCUGUCAUCUGGGGUGUUGUCAUUGCCACAUUUGAGAGUGAAGGAAGCCUCCAGAAAAACACCUCCACUGCCACUGCCAGAUAAAUGUGAAACGAAGAUGGCUGUCCCUCCCUUAUAGCACGUCUGCUGUGGGUUUGCAUAUUUCCCAUGGUAUUUUCUUUUGCUAAUCUCAUGUACCACUUACUAGGUUAUAGAGGCCAUCCAUUUAAUAUGCAUAUUAUUGUGUUAAUAUGGUUUUGGAGCUACUCCCAUUCCUGAUCCUGGGUAAGCAGUGGAAAGGAAAAUGGAGCAGGGAGAGUAAGGGAAGGCAAAAAACUCAUGCCACUUUCUUCCCUAGUCACAGUUCAUGCACCCUCAGGUCUUCUUCCCCAAACCCAGAAGGAUUCUUCUGUUGAAGUGUUUUAUAUAGGCACUCUCUUAACACUCUCCGUCCAUUAUGCAAUGAUUAACCUUGGUUUCUGUUGUGGUCUGCUUCCAUGUAAAGUUUUGGUUUCUUUUCCAAACCCCUGACACUAAAAGUUCACAGAGGAGCAUUAGCUUAUUCCAGUUUUGACAUUAGGCACUUGCAUACAUGACUAUCUCUCUCUAAUUGAAAGCCAUUUACAAAUGAUUUCUCAUUCUGAAGUACACAGUGCCAGCUGCCCACACAAUGAAUGGCCUGAUCUGCACAUCAUGGAAAGCCAAACUAUGCUUACCAGGACUGCACAAAUGAGCUGGCUCCUGGAGGGGAGAUUGUACCCGCUGUGCUUCUCUCCAAGCCUUUCCACUGAGCACAGCAUAGCAGCAGCAUAGCAGUUUGGCUCAGCGUGUCAUCCUAACCCCAUGAUCAUUGUUAAGGAGGAAAGUAUGUGUGUUGAAAAGUGCUUCAGUCACAGUUGGAGAGUCUGCUGUAUUUUCCGACUUAAUUUUCCUCCCAUAACAUCUAGGUGGAGGGCGAGUGAAAAUUGAGAGCGUGAAACUGGAUUUUAAAGAAAAGGCCCAUGCCAAGGUUGGCUCGCUUGACAACGCUCACCAUGUACCUGGAGGAGGCAAUAUCAAGGUAAGGCGCUGCCACUUCUACUUACUGAAACAUUCAUUCUGUGCAUCAUCCAGUUGUUUGUGAAUACCCUGGAUAUCCAGACUAAGUGGUUCCACUGAAAUCAGCAGGACAAGUUAGUUGUGAUCCAAACCUUUAUCACCAGCCUGUUUAUUCUUUAUUACAUAGGCACUGCACAAUUUGUCUUUUGAGCCCAGGAAUUUCUCAAACUGGGAAGGUUAGCUCUAACGGCAGCAAGCAGGCCCAGGGGCUGAGGUGGGGCUUCUCUUAGGGAAGGCAGAAAUACCUGUGAGGACUGGGGAUUCAUCCGGUGUUGUGGUCAGCCAUGUCAUAUAUACACUAGAGUAUGAUAGCCUGAGGUGGGACAGCAGGUAUCAGCUCCACCACUCACUUCACAUCCUCAACCACAUCAUAGCUGAGUAGAGUUGCAGGAGUAGAGGUGUACAAUCCCCAUGAAUCUUGAAUCCAUGGAAUAAAACUGUUGAGGGUCCCCCCCCAAAAAAAACUUUUGUGUGUGGAAAAACCAGGCAUUCAUGGGAAAUUUGAAUAUAUGCCAUUCUACUUACUUUAUCAAAGGUCAAAUUGCUUUGCUGCUUUAAUAUGAAAUGUAUUAUAUAAAACUUAGUGCAUACAAUUAUACUGGGGUAUAUUCAUAAAUGUAUAUAUAUGACUUGGGGUUCAACCCAACCAAACAAUUCUGUAAUUUUAUGUUGUGAACAACCCUGUGAUCUUCAGAUGAAGAGAGGUAUACAAAUUUAAUAAAUAAUAAUUAUAACAACAACGAUUAUGGAUAUAUCCAGUAUUAUAGAUGAAGCUGCAAACUGUUGUACCUUAACGUACCUAGUUAUGUCUUGGAUUUUGCCAGCUGGGAAAUAAAGAGAGGUGAGAAACAGAAAGCUGUAAUUCCUAUAGUUAAUGUUUGGCAACAAGGAUUUUUGGGGGGUGAAUCAUAGAAUCAUAGAAUCAUAGAGUUGGAAGAGACCACAAGGGCCAUCGAGUCCAACCCCCUGCCAAGCAGGAAACACCAUCAGAGCACUCCUGACAUAUGGUUGUCAAGCCUCUGCUUAAAGACCUCCAAAGAAGGAGACUCCACCACACUCCUUGGCAGCAAAUUCCACUGUCGAACAGCUCUUACUGUCAGGAAGUUCUUCCUAAUGUUUAGGUGGAAUCUUCUUUCUUGUAGUUUGGAUCCAUUGCUCCAUGUCUGCUUCUCUGGAGCAGCAGAAAACAACCUUUCUCCCUCCUCUAUGUGACAUCCUUUUAUAUAUUUGAACAUGGCUAUCAUAUCACCCCUUAACCUCCUCUUCUCCAGGCUAAACAUGCCCAGCUCCCUUAGCCGUUCCUCAUAAGGCAUCGUUUCCAGGCCUUUGACCAUUUUGGUUGCCCUCCUCUGGACACGUUCCAGUUUGUCAGUGUCCUUCUUGAACUGUGGUGCCCAGAACUGGACACAGUACUCCAGGUGAGGUCUGACCAGAGCAGAAUACAGUGGCACUAUUACUUCCCUUGAUCUAGAUGCUAUACUCCUAUUGAUGCAGCCCAGAAUUGCAUUGGGUGGGGGUUAAAGGAAUUGUGUGUGCACAGCCUUCAGUUCUUUCCAAAGAAAACAUUUUAUCCUUAUUUAUUUUGUAUCUUUACAAACUUCUUUCUCUUUAAGUAGAGGAGUAAAGUUGCCUAGAAAAAAGGUAAAAGUAAAGUAUACUCAGAAUGGCAUUAAGUAUGAAGGGAGGUAACAUUAUUUUAAUAAGAUCAGUGAAAUUUCUUACAGGGGUUUGCCCAUCUACAAAUUCCCAAUGAAGUCCAGCUGAAGAGGAGCUGCUCAGGCAAACGUCUAUGAAAUUAGAGUCAUGGAAUUGUAGAGUUGGAAGGGACCCCGAGGGUCAUUUAAUCCAACCCCCUGCAAAUCAGGAAUCUCAGCUAAAGCAUACAGGACAGAUAGCCUUCCUAACACCUCUCCUGGGAGUCUGUUCCACUGUUGAGAAGGUCUUAUGAUGUUUAGUCAGAAUCUCCUUUCUUAUAACUUGAAUUCAUUGAUUUGGGUCCUACCCUCCAGAGCAGGAGAAAACAGGCUUGCUCCAUCUUCCAUGUAACAGCCUUUUAGAUAUUUGAAGGUGGCUACCAUAUCUUCUCUCAGCAUCCUCUUAUCCAAACUAAACAUAUUCAACUCCCUCAACCAUUCCUCCUAAGGCUUGAUUUCCAGACACUAUCAUUUGCACAUGUUCCAGAUUGUCAAUAUCCUCCUUAAAUUGUGGUGCCCAGAACUUGACACAGUACUCCAGGUAUGGUCCAACCAGGGCAGAAUAGAGCAGUACUAUGAGUUCACUUGAUCUGGACACUAGACUUCUGUUGGUGCAACCUAGAGUAGGAUAAGUACCAGUAUUUUUUUGCUGCUGCAUCACUCUGCUGACUCACGUUGUACUUGUGGUCUUCUAAGACUCCUAGAUCCUUUUCACAUGGCAAGCCACAUGUCCUCCAUGGAAGUUAAUAUUAUUUUGAUAAGAUUAAUGCAAUAUAUUAUGGGGGGAAAUUGACUUGGGGGAAAAUUGAAGUGAAUUUGAGGGGCUCUGCUGAAGUAAAAAAUCCAUAGCCCUUUCAUGGUAAAUUAAAAUAAUAUUUAUUAAAUUGACACUCUUUCUUUGGGGAGCUUCACAUGUCUGCAGUUGCUGUGUUUUCUUUAGUGAGCCUGCUUUCUUUGUACAGAUUGACAGCCAGAAGCUAAAUUUCCGAGAGCAUGCUAAGGCCCGGGUAGACCAUGGAGCUGAGAUCAUCACGCAGUCACCAGGCAGAUCCAGCGUGGCUUCCCCACGGAGGCUCAGCAACGUCUCAUCCUCUGGAAGCAUCAACCUGCUUGAAUCUCCUCAGCUUGCUACUCUCGCUGAAGAUGUCACUGCAGCCCUAGCUAAACAGGGCUUAUGAAUUUGCUUCAUUUAGCAGUGUUUGAAGUAAUAAUAUUUAGGCAUGAGCUCUUGCCAGGAAUGGGCUCUGAGCAGGUGUUAACAUUCAUUCUUUACCAUGUCUAAAAUUAAGUCACAUCCCAAGACUGUAGUAACCAUAAAAUAAAAACUGGGGGAAAGUUAUAUAUAGAUGCAGAAAUUGGCCUGAUUUCCAUUUACAGGAAGACACUGGCUUUUAUGUGGGUACAAUUUCAGUAUAUUACAUUGGACAAUAAUUGUCGCUCUGCCCUGUCUUGCAUGGAGUACUGUACUAUGAUACAAUGCAUUUUUACCUUUCAUGUGCCUGAAGGCCAUCCAUCUACCACUUUUUGAGGAGCCUUGUUAAAUACCUUGAGUUGCUCAUUUUACCAUUUUGUUGAUGGAUGGAAUUAAGGAACAUCUCCCAUUGUAAUUUACUAACAGGUUAAAUUAAACUGGAGAGUCUGAAUACCAGGCAGAAGGGCAAAUAAAGAUGUCAAAGCUUCAAAAGGGGGUGUGCAGGGUUGGGUUAUUUUAUAUAAAUGGGUAGAAGAAAGAGUCAAUUAAGUUAUUAACGUUGUUGAACUUGGAUAAUUAUGUCGGUGUAUAGCUGAUUCCAAUAAAUUAUUUAACUAAUAAUUAAAGAAAGUAGUGGGGGGGGAUCAUAUGAACUGUACUGGGGAAGUGGCAUUUUUCUUUUCUAAAAGCAGCUACAGAAAAUAAGCAAUGGAAUUGUGUCUGAUUAGAAUGUUGGUUAAGCAGCUAGGUUUGUGUCUGCACUACUGGUUUCACAUCCUUUCCAUCUGUUUGAUACAGUAUUAUUAUAGAUAUAUAUUUCUCUGUGGCCAUUUGUGAUACGCCC
Messenger RNA from Podarcis lilfordi (Lilford's wall lizard), 45638 nucleotides. The record is from the annotation of a GenBank genome assembly. Lineage: Eukaryota; Metazoa; Chordata; Lepidosauria; Squamata; Lacertidae.